Messenger RNA from Gigantopelta aegis, 53076 nucleotides. RefSeq names its product titin-like. Gene Ontology annotation, biological process: protein phosphorylation. Gene Ontology annotation, molecular function: protein binding; ATP binding; protein kinase activity. The transcript is spliced from 235 exons. Lineage: Eukaryota; Metazoa; Mollusca; Gastropoda; Neomphalida; Peltospiridae. Bases 148 to 53076 code for a protein of 17642 amino acids. The record is from RefSeq and is a predicted model, not a curated record.
UUAGCGUAGAGUUUCUGAGAGUCCAAGCUAUGACAGACAGUGUUUUUGUUUAUUUCCAUUGAUCAUCAAAGAUGACCUGAAAUUUAGUUAACGAUGGAUUUAGCAGUAGACAGACAUAGUUAGAUAUCACACAGUAGCCGAUGUGGAAUGGCGAUGUACCAAGUGCCAGCCUCUCCGAACACUAGUAGACUGGAUCACCCCCACGCUACGCAUGAUUCAAGAACCAGUCUAGUUCACGAUUCGAGAGUAAAUCUGACGCAUGUUUCACGAUCAAGCUUGGUGCAGGAUCCGAGGGGCGACCCUUCCCAGGGCUCAAGAAAUCGCAACUCCAGAUCAGACCAAGGCCCAGGUUUGAGGACGAGUGGCGUCUAUGACUCACAAAGGAACAUUGUUCAUGGGUCACAGGGGAAUGUUCGAGAUUCAAGAGGGAAUUUGGUGCAGUUAAGUUCGCAUGGUGGUGGUUACGACUCCAGAGGAAAUGUAGCUCAAGGAUCGCCAGGUGGUGCGUUGGAUUCGAGAGGGAGUUUGGCUCAGGGGUCACGUGGGAGCAUCUCGCGUGAUUCAAGGGCAGGUCUAAAUCAGGGAUCAAGAGGGAGUAUUGCUCGCCGCAGUACGGGAAGCAGUAUCUAUGGCUACCUAGUCGGAGGAAGAGGUAUUGAAGCGUCUGAGAUUUUCAAUGUCCUACAGAAGGGGCUUCUCAUCUUAUCAGGUGGUCAUGACCCACAGGGAGGCCCGCUGAUCACGUUUCCAGCCAAUGGGAAGCGAGGAGACUUCUCGCCACAGGACAUCACCAUGUGUUUGAAGUACCUCGCCCAGGUCCCCAGCGAGGAGUACAAGAGAAGGGGCUUCUCAGUGGUGAUUGACAGCCGAGAUGGAUCAUGGUCCAACUUGGUCACAGUUCUUGGAUGUUUGAAGCAGUCACUAGGGGAGUACUUGAAGCAGGUGUUUGUCAUUCAGACAGACUAUGACCGAAGAUCCAGUCUGAAACGAGAGAAACCCAGUGUUAACAUAGAGCCUCAAUUCAUCUCCAUAGAGCAACUACAUACCAAGAUUGACAAGAUUCAGCUCACCUCUGACGUCGGAGGUUAUCUCUCGUACAACAAUGCUGCCUGGCUGCAAAACAGACUGGAUUUUGAGAAGUUUCUUCAUGAUGCUGAAGCGGAGGUGCAGCACCUGGAUGAGCAAGAGGUUGAGAUCCACAAGCGCUACUCGACCCACGAACCCCAGUCCAGUCCGCUCGAGGCGCUACGGCAACACCGCUUCUUCGAGGACUCCAUCAUGACGGAGUCAACGACCGUCAUACGACAAGGUCGUAAGCUGCUAGAGAACCUGCAGUAUGAUGCACGACAGAGUGGGUUCCGGUUGGAUGAAGAAGUAGUUCCGAACCCCGACAACCUGGAGACCCAGAAACAGACGAAGCGCGUCAUCCAGUACCUGGAGAACCGCAUCGAGAAGAUGAGAGACAUGCUGGAGAGCCGAGAUCGCUCGCUCAACAUGAACAUGCAGUACGAUGACUGGAAGAGAAAUGUCAAAACAGUUCUUGACUGGAUUCUGGGACCUGGAGAAAAGCUGCUGGCCUCUCAGGCAGACAUCGGUGACUCGUACGAAGCCGCGGAAGUCUUGAGAAAACGACACGAAGAACUGGAAAUCAAAUGCACUGAUACGUAUGGCCAGUAUGCCGAGUUGCGACACGAAGCAGAGGAAAUGAUAAGCGGAGGUCACCAGGUGUCAAACGACAUCAAGUCCGAGCGUGACUACAUGGACACGGUCUGUCGGAGCUUCGCAAGUCGGCUCGAGAGACGGCGGAUUCUCCUCAUCACGUCGGUCAGAUUCCACAGAUUGGCUGAAGAGUUUUCGCGACGUCUUGACGACCUGCUGGAAUUGCUGUGUUCUGACGUUGUAGCAGAGGACGUUGAGAGUGCGGAGAAAGCUAUCAAAGUGCUGCAUGAAAAAUGUGAACAAAUCGACAAUGCGGCACAGAAAACAUUGAAUGAUGGACAGAGUCUGGUGGAUGAAAUGUCUCGGCCAAUCAAAAACGCUUUUGGAAAAGACAUCUCGCCAGACUACGAUGGCCAAGUAAAACACGUGACGAAGAAUCUGGAGGACCUACAGGAGCGCAAGAUGAGGUGUGAUGAACUGGCCGACGUGCGCAAGUUAAAACUACAACAGAUUUUACAACUGAGGACGUGCGAGAUGGAUGCUGAUCAGGCCAUAGACUGGAUCUUUGAGCUGGGCGAUGUGAUGGCCAGCACACACACAGAAAUGGGACGGACAAAAGAAGAGGCAGAGUCUUUACAAGACGAACACCGCAAGUUUGAAUCAACGGCUGCAGGAACUUAUGAGUAUGGAAAACAGUUGUUACAAGCAGCUCUGGUUCUUAGACGAUCCCUGCGCUAUGACCUUGAACCUAAUAAUGAAAGAGCUCGGCGAUUGGAGGAGGCAUGGAAGAGAUUUUCACAGGGAACCAGUGAACGAGCCAAUCGUCUCACAGUAUCAGCCAUGUUUUUGUCGUCAUGUGACCAGCUGUUUGAUCGGAUUGAGCAGAUUCUAGGGAUCAUCUCUCAAGCGCUAACGCAUGAGGUCCCGAUAGAGGAGGUUCUCGUCAAGUACCAGACGGCCAAGGAGAAACUACUGGAUGACUGUAACGAGACCAUCCAGAUGGGACAGGCUCUUCUAGACCGGCUCGCCCUGCCCAUUAUACUGCCUGAUGGGAAUGACCGAGGUUUGACAGUUGAUGAAGAAGGUGCCGUUGACAACAUAAAUCACAAACUGAGAAAACUGGAUCGAAAACUCAACGACCUCAACAGAUACUGGUCAGAACUGGAAAACAACCAGAGAAACCCAGACUACAAGCCUCAACUACACAGGACUCCAUCCAGAAAUAGACUUCCAGCCAGUAGAAAAGAGGAAUCGUCACCACGGAAACGACCAAGCAGACGGGCAAGACAUAAAAUUUCAUUGAACGGAUUGAAACGAGGUGAUAAAGAAAUAGUUCCAGAUCAGAGAGAUACUCAGGUCAGAUCGGAUUAUCCUUUGGGUGUAGGAACACAAAAUGGACAGCCGUAUUACCCAGAAAGUAGUGCAGCAGAUGAUGGAAGAACACAGCAAGAGAAGGAAGAUCAAAGCAUUGACGACGUUAACCGAUAUUACUCUAACGCGAGUGACGUUCCAAGCCAGUCGUUAGGUUACUAUCCCGAUGAUUCAAAUAGCUCUUACUACAUCAACCAACAAGGACAACCUGAGUCAUAUGAUCCUAACCAGAGUUAUCCAUCCGGGACAGAAUAUCCGACAGAGAGGCAACCGGAGUCGUACAACCCGGAUCAGAGUUAUGUGUCUGAGCAACAAUUUCAGCCAAGCGAUCAGUACAAGUCAGGUGGGUUUGAGCCACAGUUUUCAGAACAUCAGGACAUGGUUCCUUACAGUCAGGACACGGGUCCUUAUAGCCAGGACACAGGUCCUUACAGCCAGGACACUGGUCCUUACAGUCGGUAUGAUCCAGAUCAGAGUUAUCUGUCUGAACAGUCGUAUCAACCCAACAAAUCUCAGCAGUAUGAUCAAAGUGGUGGUCCAUAUGAAUCGCAGAUGGAGUCGGAAAAUGUCCAGAGAGUGGAAACAUUGCCGUUAUCUGCCUCAGUUCCUGAUGAAGAUGAUGAUUUUGGAAGAAAGCUAGCUGAGAGUGCAGAAUGGAUCCGGGUUCGAGUCCACCAGAUGGAACCGGAUCUGAUGGAUGUCGGCACCAACCUUGAUGAGGCCGUACAGUUACAACGCGAACAUGAAGAACUGCUCGCCAAACUCAAGGCCAAGGAGGGCGAGGUCAAAGAACUGCUCGCCAGUGCCGACUCAUACGCCGACGAGAACCGCUCACAAGCCGACGUGCAUAGCGCGAUGGCUGACACGAUGACGGAGGCCUGGAAGGACCUGAACGACAAACUGGAGUACAGAAAACACAUGCUGGAACAGAGCGUCACAUUCCACAAGAGUGCACAAGAUCUUUCCGCACAAAUGGAAGUGGCCCAAAGCAACUUCACGGCAGUGCCACUCGCCACUAGCGUGGAUACAGCUCGCUCUAUGCUCCAGCAGCACCAAGAAAUCAAACAAAACAUCCUUGAAACAUCCAAGUAUACACUGGACAUGGGUCAGAAUCUGCUUGAUCGCAUCCGAGAGAUGGGUAUGCAUGCAGAUCUACAGAACAAGCAUGCGACCACAGCAGCCUGUUACGGGAUAGAACACCUAUUGGAAAAACUACACGAUCGCAGACGGCACCUGGAAGACCUCAUGUCACAACGAAAACAAAGACUCGAACAAUGCUUGCAGUUGUGCCAGCUUGACCAAGAAGUCAAUAAGAUUUUGGAAUGGUUCCACACCGUGGGCAGCACAUACCUUCAGAAAACAGAUCUUGGCUACUCAUACCAAUCUGCCAAGAAUAUUCAAGACGCACAUUGCAACUUUGAACAACAAGCUGCCGAAAUGCAGUCGACAAUGAUGCAGCUGAUCCGAACCGUUGACCAGCUAUUGCGUCGGGCGAACCUCGACGCAGAGAGCGUGCGUCAGCGGUUGCAGCACGUCGACGAAGAGUGUGAGAACUUCAUGGUCAGCAUGGACAACAGGAGAAAGAACGUUUCCAGCGCCGUAUCUUUCUUCAGUCAAGCAGAAACGGCUCUAACACAACUGGAUCAGAUAGAAGUCCAACUGAACACCACGGACUUGCCGCGUAACAGCGCAGAGCUUGCCGAGCGUCAUGCACAGCUGUCUAACGCCAUCGUGGAGGUGUCCACAUCGGCGCUCCUUGAGGGUCGAGUUCUACUAGAGAGGGUCAGUAGGCUCGACACCGGAGCCGAUGGUGUCAGGCAAAAGAUGGAUGAGCUGGAAGCUCGCUGCGCCCAACUUGAACAGCUGUGUAAGGCCCGACGGGCUGAAGCUUGGGAGCGCAGCCAGACCUACCUCAUCUUCCAGGAGAAAUUCAACAGUUUGUUUACCUGGAUGACCCAGAUAGGUCAGGCCACGCUUAGUCGCCAUGGAAACAUCGGGACAAGCCUUACCAGCGCCAAAGAUUUUCUAGAAAUACAUGAGCAGUUGGAUGAAGACAUAAGAGACAAAAAUGCGGAGAUUAAUUCCUUAUCUGACGCAGUGGUCAACCUGGUCAAGUCAGGGGAUCAGGAGGCCUCAUCUGCAGCGGAGAAGGUCGAAUCAAUGCGCGCACAGCUACUCCGGCUACACAACAUCACGGAGAACCGCAUCCACCUAGCACUGCUCUAUGUCUCAUUCCUCAGGCUCUCACAGCAGCUGGCCAGUCACAUGGAUGGCCUAGAACACAUUGUGCGCUCUGAAACGGAAGAUCUGCAAGAGUUAACCGACGCCGCAGUUCUUCAUACGCAGGAUAUGUACAACAAGGCGCACCAAACAUUUUCGGAAUUCGAUGAGAAGGGCAACACAUUUUUGCUUAACUCAGCAACGGUCUCCGAUGACUCUACGUUGGAGAUCCGGAACUCUAUCAUGACAGUGGAGCGAUCACUGAUGGAGUCGCGAGAACGGAUGUCGCUACUCACAGAACAGUGGGAGGCAUGGCAGCUCCGAGUUUCAUCCAGCAAACAGUUCAAAUCACAGUGGCACCAGUUCAUCCAGGAUGCCAGGAAGACCAUUGAUUGGGUGAUGACUGUGGAAAGGGAGUUUUUCCUUCCCUAUAUUGCUGGUAACCUUGGCAGCUCCUUGGAAAGAGCUCAGGAGUUGCAGCAGAAACUGGAAGACUUCGGCCCUGUUGCAAAGAAAGCACAGGAGGAAAUUGAAGGACACUUAAAGACUGCAGAGUUGCUGUCCCUCAAGGGAGACACAAAGGGACAGAAGGAUCAGAUUAUUAACGAGCUGGUCAAGGUCCACCAACGCUUCCAGUCACGCAUCAACGAGUACCAGAUCCUACUGAAAAUGACAAUCCAGUUCUUCAAAAACCUGCAUCAGCUGGAUGAAGUAAUAGAGCGAACGGAGCAUGCCUACGCUCAGCUUCAGCUUCCAACAGACCUCAUGCAAGCUGAGAAGAUGCUUGAUGAUCACAAGCGCAAGAAGUCUGAAAUCUCCCAGAUGAUCCACUUCACUGCCGAUGAGGGAGAGAAGAUUGUACGCAGAGUGCGGCAGCAGGACGCGACUGCUGUUGCGCGCGAUGAUGUCCGUGGCGUGCUGAGCGUCACGGAGGAGUACAAGCGCCGCUGGAACAGCACAUGGGAGGAGCAUCAGCGGCGCCUGCAGCAGAACCUACAGAUCUGCCAGUUCAACUACGACCUGCGGCAGAUCCACUCCGAGAUCGACGAGCUGCACCAACACCUGCAGGCCCGCCGCGGCAGCUAUGGCAACAACCUGCCCGCCGCAAAGAUGACCUCGCAGGCUUUCCAACAGUUCGAGCUAACUGUUGAUAUAAUAGAGAAGAAGAUCACAAAUUUCACGAGCACGGCUGAACUGAUGGUUCAGGACAAGCACUACGACUCGGUGCACAUCCGGCGAGAGAUUGAUGUGCUGCGAAACAAGUGGAGCACGUUCCACACGACAGUGCGCGACUACCGCUGCCAGCUCGACACGUCCAUCCUCUACUUCACACUCAUAGAAGAGUGUGAGAUGUGGAUGAAGGAAGGAAGUCUCCUGCUGAUCACAAUCGGACGUCAGUCGACCGAGUGCCGCACACCGCAGGAGGCAAGCGAACUCAUCAAGAAGCUAGAGAAGUUUGUAGAAGAAGGCAAGCCUAAACAAGAAGAGAGGCUUAAACAAGUAUCAGAGUUGGCUGUUCAGCUGUAUGGAGACCAAGGUCCAAGCCGUAUCCGCAAUGUGGUCAUACAGUACCAGGACCUAAUGCAGUCGUUUGAACAAGCCGACAACGAACUCUCCAAUUUGAAAGACAAUAUGGAGGGAGCCAAGCCUGUUGAAGAAAUGAUGAUGUCACAACAGGCAGUCAAAGCUGCAGCUCCACAGCAACAGGCUAGACCACCGCGCAUCAUUCAACACCUCAAGAAUGCCGAAAUGGUCGAAGGAGCAAAAUUCACAUUUGAGUGUCGUAUCGAGAGUGACACCCUGGCAGAGGUCACCUGGUUCAAGGACAACCUGCCACUGACGAGCCCAGACUACGAGACUCGCUACGUCAAUGGCGUCGCCACGCUGACGAUCGAGGAAACAUUCUCCGAGGACACGGCUCGAUACACCUGUCAUGUCACUAAUGCUGCUGGCUCAGCAGAAUCAUCAGCUCAUCUCACUGUCAAAGAAACUCAUCAUCAAAUCGUACCUCCUGAAUUUCUCAAGACCUUGAAGUCAUGUGAGGUUGUGGAAGGGAAUCCCUUUUCAUUUGAAUGUCACGUGCAGGGAAUUCCCUCUCCUACCGUAUCAUGGUACAAAGAUGAGCUAAACAUUGACAAUUCUCCAGAUUAUGUUUUCACGAAAAUUAACGGCAUGUGUUGCCUAAAGAUCAGACAGGUUGCUCAACACCACACUGCACGUUACACCUGCCGGGCUCAAAACUCGGGCGGUGAUAGUGCAUCGUCUGCAAGACUGUCGGUCAUACCACUGCAGAUUCCAGCUUUUCAUCAACCACUACAGGAUGCUUCAAUCCCAGAAGGCAAAGGAGUCCGUCUCGAGGUUAGAUUCACAGGCUCUCCCCAGCCGGAGAUUACGUGGUUCCGUGGGACAGAGGUCAUCACAUCGACAGGACUGUUCAAGGUCACGAUUAAGAUGAACCACUCUUCACUGGACAUUCUCGAAGCGUUUCCCGAAGAUUCGGGAAUCUAUACAGUAGUAGCAAAGAACGCAGCGGGCGAAGCAAGAACAGCCUGUACUCUCACUGUUGAGUUGUUCUACUCCAGUACCGGAGAGGACAUGUCUCAAGCAUCAGUGGAGCAAGAACCAUUAAAACCACAAUUCACUCAGCACCUGCCGCCCACACGCUCUGCACCCGAGGGGAGUCGAGUCCGACUCGAUUGCGUCAUCAUCGGCAACCCGGAACCGGAAGUGAUCUGGUUCAAAAACGACAAACCGAUCAAGGAGUCGAAGAACCUCGAACUGCUGUUCGAAGGUGAUCGGUGCAUCAUGGUUCUGCGUGAGGCGAUGCAGGAGGACAAGGGGACGUACCAGUGUGUGGCCAGGAACCCACACGGAGAGGCCGAGAGUAGCACCAAGUUACACAUUGAACCAGCUCUAUUUUCCAAAACAGCCAUCAGUGAGCUGAGCGACGCGUCUAUUGGAGAACCGUCACCACCGAGGUUCACGCAGCUGCUGAAGGACGUCCUGGUAAAGACGGGACAGAGGGUGUGUCUGCAGUGUCGCGUGACAGGUCACCCACUGCCCGAGGUCACCUGGUACAGAGACAACAGACUGGUGGAGAGCUCCACCGAUUUCCAAAUAACAGCAUUUGCUGACGUAUAUUCACUGACCAUCCCGGAGGUGUUUGAGGAAGACACAGGUGACUAUCUCGUUAAGGCUGUAAACCAGGCAGGUGAGGCCAAGUGUCUGUGCAAGCUCACGGUUGAGCCCACACCUGAGAUUUCCAUGGUGAAACGAAUGGUCACCGAAACCAGGACGAUGCAGCGAGAGGAGAUGAGACAAGAACCACCGGAAUUCAAGAAGUUAUUCCAGGACCUGGCGGCCCGGCCUGGAGAAUGUGUCAAAUUUGUCGCAGUGAUCACUGGAAGUCCCAAGCCAAAGGUGCAGUGGCAGUUCAAUGGAGAACCGCUGGUUUCCCAGGACUACCACGUGAGCAUGGAGGGAAAUACUUACAGACUAACAAUACCUGAAGUCUUUGAUGAGGACGCCGGUCGAUUUUCCAUCACGGCCGAGAACCCAUCGGGCAAGGCCACGUGUUCCGCCAUGCUGUCAGUCCUCGCUAGCCCCACCCAUGCACCCAUUCAGCCAAUGGGGAUGAAGCCAGUUAAGACACAGCCAACUGCAGCGCCAACCAGGCCUAUUCCCAUGGAUACUUUUGAAAGCAAAACAACUCGCACUGUGACUCAGACCGAGACUCGUCUGAGUCGGAUGAUCACCGACAUGCAGGACGAGAGCGUCGCACGUCAUGCCACCACCAUCACCACCGAGGUCAGAGGUCAACAACUCCAGCCUCAAGAGCAGUUUGCGACCACGCUCACAACAGAAAUGGCACCACAGUACCAGCCUAUUGACCUCACGAUUGAAGUACCGAUACCACCAAAGUUCCUUCAGGCUCUGAAGAAUGUAACGGCCAUGGAAGGAACUAGAGUAGUCUUUGAAGGUGUUGUAACAGGGAGACCAGAGCCUUGUAUUAAAUGGUUCAGAGAGGGCAGACAACUCACAGACCAGGCUGACUUCGAGAUUGCCUACCGUGAUUGUCGCGUGACACUGACGAUUCCAGAAGUGUUUGAGGAAGAUGCAGGCGAAUUCCGCUGUACCGCAGAAAACAUUGCAGGCAUGACAUCCAGCACAACAGAGCUCAUUGUCAGAGCUUCCAUGACACCCCCAUCAUUCACAGAAAAACUCCAGAAGGUGUCGACGAAGGAGGGCCAGCCUGUCAAACUGACAGUCCGUGUUGCCGGGAAACCGACUCCACAGGUCACAUGGUACCGUGAGGGGUCACGCAUCGUCAGCUCACCUGACUUUGAGAUCAUCCAGGAAGGGGACAUCCACUCCCUGUACAUACCUGAGGUGUUCUAUGAGGAUUCCGGACGAUUCAUGGUCCGUGCCGAAAACCCAGCAGGGGAGGCUACUUGCUCAACACAACUCACUGUUGCAGCUCCCCCACCAGAAGCUCCAGAACCGGUCCCACGAGCACCGGAGCGGAAACCAGUGUAUGAAGCAUUUGAGCCGCAGAAGGCUCCACUGGCCAAGUCUCCACUCCGGCCAUUCCAAGAGAGAGAGGAACAACCAGUUGCUAAGGUUCCCAAACUGCAGCAGCCAACCGAGUUUGCCCAGCCUCCUCCUCCUCCUCAGGAGCCACAGAUGUUCCGCGACCAGAUAGACAUGCAGAUAGAAGGGCAACCGGAGUUGCCUGCCUUUGAGAAGAGGAUUGCUAUUUUCCAGCAACAGGAGGAGGAACAACCACCACCACUACCGAAAUCGGAGAUUCCGAAGAAACCACUUAGCACUGGCAAGGAAAAGCCAACAUUUAUUCAGGUCCUUCCACCAUCGUUGGAGGCCAGGCAAGGUGAAAAGGUUGUGUUCGAGGUCCGAGUUGGAGGUCAGCCAGAACCCAUCGUGAAGUGGUAUCGGGAAGACACGGUUAUAGAUAACUGUCCUGAUUACGAGAUAACCUACUCAGAGACUUUACACAGACUGACUAUCAUCGAGGUUUUCCCAGAGGAUUCUGGGAGAUUCUCGUGCAUUGCCACUAAUGCCGAUGGAUCCACAGCCACAGACUGUUUCUUGAGAGUAGAACCUGGAUCUCCAUCACCCAUGGAAGUGGCCCCCGAGCCGAUCACCCACGCUCAGGUCCGACCUCCGCCAGAGGUUGCUCCAAAGCGUGCACCACCAGUAUACCAGCCACCUCCACCGCCACCACCGCCCGUGUGGAAGCCAGAGCAGGUGACACCAGUAAGAACAACACCUCAAGAAGUCCCUCCAAAACCUGCACCUGCUGUGUGGUCACCACCAUCUCCACAGGUUGUACAGAAGCCGGCCAUGCCAAGCUGGGUGGCACCGGAGCCAUUAGCCCAGAUUCCGCCAUCGUUUGUGCAGCGUCUCCAGGACGUGCGCCUGGUGGAAGGAACCAACAUCAAGCUGGAGUGCCGAGUCCUUGGCAAACCCUUCCCCAAGAUGAGCUGGACCCACAACCGCCGGCCCGUCUACGAGGGUCUGCGACACAAGGUGAUCACCGAUGAGAAGACCGGGCGGUGCACGCUGCUCAUUUCAAAGACCCUGUCUGACGAUGAGGGAGAGUAUACGUGCUCAGCAGUCAACACGGCGGGCGAAGUGUCAACAACGGCGCGCGUUCUGCCGGAAGGACCACGCUACAAAGAACAGCCGACUGAGGCUGACCAGAGUUCCAUCCAGGAACUGAUGCGUCGCCAGGAGGCGCCACCGUCCCCGCAGCGAGAGAGAGAGUUCUACGUGACCCCGGGUCAGCGUCAACUUCACCAGAGAGCGGAAGAAAGACUCGCCUCUGAGCAGGAGGAUGAACCAAUGACAUUUGAGAGGAGCAUAAGUGUGGAGUCUGAGUUCCGCGUCACUAAGUUUGAGCAGCGACUCAUGAAGGAGAUUGAGUACCGAGAAGGCAAAGUUCGCUUCCACAGUGAGACAGAGACCGAAUACGACUCGGAACAGCCCGAGGAAAAGGUCGGACCAAGCCAGGCGGCUCCACCACAGAUUUCACAGCCACUCAGAGAUCAGAGACUCAUCGAGGGAUCCGACGCCAAGUUCGUCUGCAGAAUCACGGGAAAACCCAGACCAAAGAUUGCCUGGUACAAGGAUGGCAAGCGUAUCAAGCGUUCGAACCGUUACGACAUCAAGUUCACACCUGAAGGUUAUUGUACCCUGGAGAUCCGCAUGUCCCUGGCAGAAGACACCGGCCACUACACCGUGCUGGCCGUCAACUCUGCUGGCAAGACGACUUGCUCGGGGCAACUGAUUGUCGACCAGCUGGGAACCAUCGAUGCCACCUCAUUCGUCGCCCCUGAAACUCUGCAUAAGAUUCUCAGAAGGGACUCCGACAGGGGUCGCUCUGGCCCAGAAGAUCAGGGAGGGAUCUUUGAAACAUGCACCCGCCCGUCUUUCAAGAAACUGCCCCACGACCAGCAGGCUCACGAGGGUCAGACCGUGAGAUUCGACUGCCUCAUCUCUGGGCGGCCACAGCCAGACAUGAUCUGGUUCCGCAACGGCUUCCAGAUCCACAACGAUGACUACCACAAGAUUGUCGUCAAUGAAGACGGCAUCCACUCGCUGCUCUUCAUGUCGGUAUCGCGACAUGACGCCGGAUCGUACACAUGUAUUGCACGCAACAAAGCUGGAGAGGACACAUUCACUGUGAAUCUUAAUGUUUUGGAAAAAGAAGACCAACAGAUUCCACGAUUUAUUGAGAGACUUCAGAACUUCACUAUCAGGGAAGGUCACCCAGUCAAACUGACCUGUCAAGCCAAUGGAGUGCCUACACCCAUGAUGAGCUGGCAGAAAGAUGGCCGAAUGUUGACACCCAACAUGCCAUACAAAAUUGACAGUGAUGGCGGUCGCAGCACUCUAAACAUCGACCGCGCUGAGCCAUCGGACUCGUCAUGGUUCACUUGUCAAGCCGUGAACAUCGCCGGCACAGCAUCAACCAGAGCAAAACUUCUUGUGCAAGUCGAAACUCGCAAAAUUGAACCAGAAAGGAAAGUCAGUAAUCCAAAGAGAGUUACAUCCCCCCAUUAUGAGAUACAGCCUGAAGGACCAGUUCAGCAGAUUUCUUACGUUAAUAAUGGCGACAGUGCCACUCUUCGUCUAGUUCGUGAAGACGAUGCUCGAAGUUACUAUGAUAUACAAGAACGAGGGUAUGUGCAGGAAAUUAAUUAUGCCUCUGAAACUGAACGUGGCCAGCUUAGAAUCAAAUCACCAUCAGAAUUUGAUAGGGAGAGCUCUUCCGACAUUUCCUCUUUUCUCUCCACCCCUCCGGUGACCUCUACCCCCCAGGAGCGUGUGUUUGAAUACCUGACUGUCUCACCCACCCAUACCCCCCUCUCUACCAGCAUCUCGCUUGAAGAUUUUGGAAUUUAUAGUCACAGAGCUCCAGUCCAAGAGAGGAUUCCAGUAUCUCCCAUUAAGACACCAACAAAGGCACCACCACCACCACCUCAGCCAGUACCUGUAGCACCAGCUGCUCCAGAAGUGCCUGUUGCUAUGGAAACCAUAGAGGGCGAAGAGGAGUAUGUAACUCCGAGUGUUUCUGAGGCCAGAAAGAGGUUUGAGAAACCAGACGAAGUGCCACUACCAUUGCCAGGGAAAAUGCCCCAAGCUCAGGCACUGCCAGCAGGUGCCAAGAAGCCUGAAGCGCCACCUGUUGAGCAGAGAUUUGUCUCCAUGGAGGCGCCAAAGGCGAAGAAACCAAGAGAGAGGUCACCAAGUUAUGACAUUCAACAAGAAGGCCCAGUUCAACAAAUCAGCUAUGCUUCAGAUACAGAAAGUGGAUAUCUAAGAUUGGUUGACGAACCAGAGUUACCAAGGAAACAAGCCAUUGACCGGGCACCAAAGCCAGAAGUGCCAUUUGUUCCAGAGCAAAGGAUUGUACCUGAAACUGCUAAAGUUGCACCUAAAGUGGCAUACAAACCAGUGCCACCACCACCACCACCACCACCACCACCACCACCUACUCUGGCUCCAAAACCAACACCCAAACUGGUUAUAAAACCACAGCCUUUGGUAGCUCCGUCUCCAGCCACUGUGGUCUACAAACCACCAUCACCAGCAGUAGUAGCAGCUCCAGCAUCACCAGCAGUGUUGGUGGCUCCACCAUCACCCGGUUUAGUGUACAAACCGGUUGUUCCGCCAGUUACAGCACAGAAGCCAAGACCUGUGUCCAAGCCACAACCACCGGCACCACCACCUCCUGCUACAAAAGUACAGGCACCUGAAGCAUAUAAACCACCACCACCUCAAGAAGUCCAAAGGGCCCCAGCACCUGUGGUUUUCAGACCACCGCCUCCACCACCACCACCAGUGGUAGAAAAGGUCCCAGCACCUGUGGUGUUCAGACCACCACCACCACCAGUUGAAGAAAAAGCCCCAGCACCUGUGGUGUUUAGACCACCAGCACCACCAGUGGUACAAAAGGUCCCAGCACCUGUGGCGUUUAGACCACCACCACCACCACCACCACCAGUCAUACAGAAGGCUCCAGCACCUGUGCCCUUUAGACCACCAGCACCACCAGUGGUACAAAAGGCCCCAGCACCUGUGGUGUUUAGACCACCACCACCAUCACCACCAGUCAUACAGAAGGCUCCAGCACCUGUGGUGUUUAGACCACCACCACCAUCACCACCAGUCAUACAGAAGGCCCCAGCACCUGUGGUGUUUAGACCACCACCACCAUCACCACCAGUCAUACAGAAGGCCCCAGCACCUGUGGUGUUUAGACCACCACCACCAUCACCACCAGUCAUACAGAAGGCUCCAGCACCUGUGGUGUUUAGACCACCACCACCGCAAGUUGUUCCAAGGGCAGCACCUCCCAUGGUGUAUCAACCACCACCACCACCACCACCACCACCAGUUGCACCCAAGCCAAGACAGGUUGCUCCAAAACCGAAGAAGGUUACCUUGGUGAUACCAGAAAAAGAGAGCCCUAUUGGAUACGACAUACAAGAAGAGGGUCCGGUACAGCUCAUUAGCUACGCAUCGGAUACGGAAAGUGGAAGUCUUCGGCUUGUGAAAGCACCAAAAGCAAUUCCACCUAGACCGAUUCCAGAACCCGAACCAGUCACAUCUACACUUCUGAUUAAACAGAAAGAUUACAGGCCAGUGGUGCCACCAUCACCUAAGGUGGAACCGAAAAAAGUUGAAGUAUUUGUACCACCGCCACCAACGCCACUUCCAAGUGAACCUGUUAGGGUUCCUCCCCAAAUAGCACCCAAGAAAGCCCCUCCCCCAACAGCUCAAAAACCAAAGAGCCCCGCUCUCACACGGGUACGACCUCGUAAGCAGGUCCCUGAAGAAAGUCCAAAACCAAUUAUUCUACGUCAGGAGUCGACUCCAUGGUCUCCAGAAAAAAUAGAUGUUCCGUCAGCGGUUCAGAAAUAUCCACAGGGGCCUUCUACAUAUCCUGUUGCACACGAAAUAUCUGCCAUCGCAAUUAAACUAGUAGACUCCAGCCAACAACCUGAUCAUGAAAGUGCCGUUCGUGAGUACAUCAGGCGUGAGGGUAUGGAGCCUCCACUUGAGGACAUCUUUGACAGGACGAAGCCCCGCCCACCAAAGUUCAAAACGCAGAUCAAACCACUGAUGAACCUGCGCGAGAACGAUGCUGUACACUUUGAGUGUCGACUCGUGCCAAUGGGCGAUCCCACCAUGCAAGUCGAGUGGUUUAAAGAUGGGCAGCCUUUGCAUCACGGAUAUCGUUUCCAACCGAUGUACGACUUUGGGUUUGUGUCCCUGGAUAUCCAGUAUGUUUAUGCAGAGGAUUCUGGGAUAUAUUCCUGCCGAGCAACAAAUGCAUAUGGUGAAGAUACAACCACAGCUGAAGUUAGAUGUAAAGCCAAGAAGGCCAUUAUUAUGGACACCCAGCUGCCUGGAGAUGGCGCCACUCGACUCCAAGAGAUGGAGGAACACUGGAGAAGCCAAAUGGAUAUUGAAGAGAAAUACAUUGAAGAGCCACAGCCUCGUUCUGCACCGACCUUUGACCUCAAGCCAGAACCGGUUGAAACCGGUGAGGGCGAGCCAGCCAAAUUCCUUGUUAAGGUCAGCGGUUUCCCCCGCCCAAGAGUGUCUUGGUGGGUGAAUGGAAGCAUCAUUGUAGGGGGCUCGAGAUUCAAGGUGACGUACGACGGCAUGAUGAAUUACCUGAUCAUCCCGCGCUGCCGUGAGUACGAUGCUGGUCAGAUCCGCGUCGUCUGUAAGAACUCUGAGGGAGAGGCUGAAUGCAGCACUUCGCUAAUCGUGAUGCCCAAAGAAGACUGGAGAGCCAAGCUGAGACAGGCACCGAAAGGAGAACUUGAAAUUGAGUUGGAGAGAAGAAAGAAAAUAGAACUGAGAAGUGUGGAGCUGGACAGAGCUUUCAAGAAGCCCAAAGCCACCGAGUUCGAACUGAGACAGCUGGAAAAAACCACCGACUACAAGGUGAAGAUGCGUCGCGACCAUGAGGUUGUCACUGCAGAACAGCAGUACAUCAGCAUCCACACCCAACUGAUGCCGACGAAGAAGCCCGCCACCGAGCGCGCCAGCAUGGUGACCAUCAUGCCAGACGUAGGAAAAAUAGCAGAGGAGCCUUUUGCUAUAACCGAGAAACAGAUCACGCUGGAACAGGGCGAACCACCAGUCUUCUCCAAACCUCUUAGACCUCAGAGAAUCACAGAGGGCAGUUCAGUGCAACUUGAGGUUCAGUUCAAAGGCACACCACCCCCGACCAUCACGUGGUAUCGAGAUAGUUUUGAAAUACAGCCAUCAAGAGACUUCCAGGAAAAUUCAACGAGUGAACCUGUGAUAACAACCUCCGACAAGAACAGCACACUGUUCAUACCCGAGGUGUUUAUUGAAGAUGCUGGGAUGUUCACAGUGAAAGCUGUCAAUAAAUUUGGCCUUGUCCAGUGCAAGGCAAAACUCACUGUCACUGAGGAAGAAGAACCAGAACGUGCGUUGUCACCAGAGUUCAAGAGUUUGAUUCGAGACAGUCUCGUCACACAAGGUGAACCAGCGACUUUCGACUGCCAGGUCAUUGCAAACCCCAAACCAAAGAUACAAUGGACAAAGGAUGGUAAACCAAUGUAUGAGAGCCAUCGCUGGAAGUUCAUCGGAGAAGAGAACAACUACACGCUGGUCAUCUACGAAGUCCAGCCCGAGGAUAUUGGGAUGUACGCCUGCGUUGCCAUUAAUGACGUUGGCAAGGCCACCUGCACUGCCAGACUUUCAGUUGAAAUUCCAGUGCAACCACCAAAAACCUUACCAAAGGAUGAAAUCAAACCUGUUAUGGCGCCCAGAAUUGAGGAACAGCCGAAGCCAGUUGAAGUGGAUGAAGGAGAACCAGUCAAGUUUGUCUCCCGAAUCUCAGGAUCACCUACACCAGUCGUGACCUGGUACCGUAACAACCAGGUUGUGAAGCAGUCGAAGUAUUUCCGGAUGGAAAGCACCACUGAAGGACUGCACAAGCUCACCAUUGUGGAGGCAUUCUCCGAAGACUCGGGCACCUACAAGUGUGUCGCUCGUAACCAAGGAGGCGAGAUCUCCUGCGUGACUUUCCUUAAAGUCCAUGGCCUGGAAAGCGAGUCUGAGCCACCUCAGCCAAUGGCUGUUCCUCCCAGCUUCAUCAAGCCAAUCACAAACACGAUGGUUAUUGCUGGGCAAACUGCCAAGUUUGAGGCCAUCUUCACUGGACACCCAAAACCAAUGAUUUCCUGGAUUCGCAAUGGUAUCCAGUCACUGCAAGAUUCCAAGGACCACAAGUUGGAAAUUACUGACAAUAUGACAUCACUGACAAUCCACCAAGCUUACGUGGAGGAUACAGGACUUAUAACAUGUCGGGCCAAAAACCCAGCAGGGGUUUCUGAAUGCUCUGCUGAACUCUAUGUACAAGAACUACCAAGCACAGAGGAAACGACAGCUGAGUUAGCUGAGAAAGACCAGGAUCGAUUGGAGGGUCUGACGCUCGAAGGUACGGGCACGGAGAAGAUUGAGACGGAGGUAGUUUCACACGAAUUUGUUGUCCGCGAAACGACUGAGGUCGUUACCGAGGAAACCACCCUAGACGAGACCCCUGUCCCAGUCAAAGAAGAUGUUUCACUGACUACAAUGUUGUCUGAAGUCUCGCAGUUGUCGGUUGAGGAGACGCGAGGAGACUUUACCGUAGAGGAACGGGAAUCGGUUGAAGAGACGGUUGAAGUUGAGAAGUUGUUGCAGCCCCAGGUGGCGGCCGAGGUGCCUACAGAUGUUGCUGCUGACUUGUUGAUCAUUGAGGAAGAAGUCCCCAUCGAACAAGAGGUGACCUUCAAAGAACAGGUUCCAGAAGAACAAGUUCCGGUUCCAGCAGGAGAGGCUCCAGUCUUCACACAGGAGCUGUCCAAUGUUGAGACCCUUGAGGGCAAACCGGCUCACUUUGAGUGUGUUGUCCGAGGGCAGCCUCAGCCAGACAUCUGCUGGUUCCUCGACGGAGAACCCAUCCAGGAGUCUCCAGUCUUCAAGACAUCCACCAACAUUGACGGCGUCUGUCUUCUGGAGAUACCAGAAGCCCUCCCAGAAGACGAAGGUCAGUUCGAAUGCCGAGCUGAGAAUGAAUUGGGUGUUGCAACCACAAAGGCUGAUCUCUACAUACAAGGCCCAUCUCCUGAUACUAGCAAAGAGGAAGAACUGUCUGAAAAGGAGAGACUGACAUCAGAAGAAGAAAAAGAAGUCGUUUCUGACGAGGAAAGACGUGAAAUUGAAGAAACAGUGGUGCUACCCACAGCAGAUCCUUUUGACUCCCUUAUAUCUGAAGUAGACGAAGCUGCCAAAGAUUUUAAGCCAGAAUUUACGCAAACUCUCGAAAACAUGAUCACAGUCGAUGGAGGAGAUGCUAGAUUGGUGUGCCGUGUCAUAGGUCACCCCAUUCCAGAUGUCACAUGGUUUAAAGACACGGAAAUUAUCGAAUCAUCAGAGGAGUUUCUUAUUACACAAGAAGACGAUUUGUGUAUGCUUUAUAUUAAUGAGAUUUAUCCCGAGGAUGCUGGGAAAUAUAUUGUAGUGGCUAAAAACGAGUGUGGUGUUGCAUCAGUGAUGGCCAGUUUGAUCGUCGAAGCUCCAGAAGAAGUUGUAGAAGUUGCCAAAGAAGAAGUUGAAGCAAUUCCACCAACCUUUGUAGAGAGACCUCACUUCAUCACCGUCAACGAGGGAGAGGAUGUCAGCUUUGAAGGCAAAGUCGUCGCUAAUCCUGAACCUGAUGUCAUUUGGAGUCGCAAUGGUUUUGAAAUCGAAGACACAGAUCGCCAUCAUGUUUCUGUUGCCAAAGAUGUGGAUACGUAUAUCGUGAGUCUCGACAUUGAUGCUGUUACCAUGGAUGAUGCUGGAAACUACCAUGUUUCAGCAACAAACCUUCACGGAGAAGAGAUGGUCUCAGUGUCACUCAUUGUGAACAAAAUCGAAGAAGACAAAACCGAUUUCCGUGAUCAGCUUCAGAAAUCUGAAUUGGAAAUCAAACCAGAACAACCGGAAGAGGUGGAACAGGUGGACUUCCGUGAGACACUCAAAACAGAAGUGAAAACUAAGGUUGGAAUUACAUUUGAAACGCAACAGCUAGACUUUCGCCAUCUUCUCAAAAAAUCAUCUGUGACGGCAAAGAAAUUCUCCCAAGAUGUGAAAACAGAGGAAAUUGUAACAGAAGAAGUAACAGAAGCAGAACAAGUUGAUUUCAGAGAUGUGUUGUCAAAGAAAGUUUCUCUCGAGAUUGAGAAGGACGAACUCAUUGCACCAGACUUCAUUAUCAGAACAAAGGAUGUGACUGUCAAAGAGGGAGAAAGUGCUCGGUUUGACUGCAAGGUCAAAGGUCAUCCCGCUCCAAGCAUCAUGUGGUAUUUUGCUGGCAAGCCAAUCAAAUCUGAUGAUAUAUAUGAAAUAAUUCCUGGCGAAGAAGGCGAGAGUUCUCUGGUGCUUCCUGAUACUCUUCCCGAAGAUUCUGGUAUUUACACUGUGAAGGCUUUCAACUCAGUCAGUGAAGUCGAAUGCUCAGCUCUUCUCACUGUGGAAGAACUUUCCUCAGAGACGAGUUCCAUAAAGUCGAGACAUGACGAAGAGGAGGCAGAGAGUUUACAAGAAGACACAGUAGAACAGGCGGCCAUCAAGAUACAGUCAGCCUUCAGAGGUUACAAGGCUCGUGAGCAAGUCAAGGUUCUGAAACAGCAGUCUGUUGUUGAAGGCGAAGUUACUACCCCUGUGGAAAUCUCUUUUGAAGUGGAAGAAACAACAGAAGAAACUGCAGUUGAAGCAGAAUUCACUCUUCAGACCAAACCAGUUGAAGAUGUGGAAGUGGAGGUAACUCUGUCUCCAAACUUCGAGCAAGGUCUGGAAGACCAGGAGGUUACAGAGGGCGCCACCGUGAAUCUGACAGUCAAGGUCACAGGCAGACCAACUCCAACAAUAACAUGGUACAAAGAUGGCGUUGAGAUAAAACCGAGUGAGCGGUUUGUGAUGAGACAUGAUGUCGACAAGACCUACACACUGACCAUCAAAGACACAACAUUGGAUGAUGAUGCUGAAUAUGUCUGCUCAGCAACAAAUUCUGCUGGGUCCAUCACAACUUCUGCUGAAGUCUUUGUUAAUUCUGCUGGAGUUACUCCAUCAUUCAUUACAACGCUGCAAGAUAUUGAGGUUGAAGUUGGUCUUCCCAUCAUGCUUGAGUGCCAGGUCAAAGGUCAACCAAGGCCAGAGGUCACCUGGUACUGUGAUAAUGUUGAACUGACAGAUGAGAGAUUCAAGAUUGAACACAUUGAAGAAACCGUUCGUCUGACAAUCGCGGAAUCUACUCCUGAUGAUCAGGGAGACUACACUGUUAAAGCCAUCAACGACAAGGGUGUCGCGUCAUGCAGCGCCGAGGUCCUAGUCCACACGGAGGCACCAAUCAUCACCAAGCCCCUUUCUGACAUCAUCACAAAGGUCAAGGACACAGCCCGAUUUGAAUGCAGUGUCUCUGGCAUCCCUCAGCCAACCGUGACCUGGCUUGUCGAUCAAACCGAAAUACAUGAAGGACCAAAAUAUGUCAUCUCUCGACGAGAUGAUGUCUGCACUCUGGAAAUCAAGGAUGUUACACCGGAAGAUGCCGAUGUGACGUACACGUGCAAGGCUAAGAACGUUGCUGGAGAAGCCUCAACGACAGCGUCGCUUCUUGCUCAAGUUCCCGCCCGCAUACUGACUGCCCCUGAUAACGUUACUGUCGGUGAAGGGGAGACAAUCCAUAUCACCUGCAGCAUAGAAGGGAACCCAACUCCUGCCAUCAACUGGAGAGUUAACAAACAACAGCUUGUUGUAGAUGAUCGCCACCAGGUGGCAGCAACACCUGAGAGUGUUACCUUGACGAUUUCUACGGCAUUGGUGCCAGAUACGGCAGUUUAUAACCUCGCAGUCAAAAAUGAUAUUGGAUUUGACAGUACUUACAUCAGUGUUACUGUCCAAUCUGUUGAAGAAGAGGUAGAACCAUCUGGAGAGGCACCAGAGUUUACCCUCACCAUCAAAACACAGACAGUCAAUGAAGGUGACACGGCUGACUUCACCUGCAAGGUGGUCGGUCAGCCGACUCCGACCCUUCACUGGUUCUGUAACGGCAAGUUGCUGGAGGAUGAAGGGCGUUACAUGAUCUUCGAGGAGGACGGUGUCCACCAUCUUGAAAUCUAUGACAUCACCCCCGACGACAACAAGGCUGAGUAUGUCGCCAAGGCUGAAAACCCAUUUGGUGAAACUUCCUGUUCUGCUGAACUCGUUGUCAAGACCAAACCAGUUGAAGAAGUGCCCAAACUUGAAGCUCCAAAAUUCAUUGUUGCUAUAGAAACACUAGAACUGAACGAAGGCGACACAGCCAAGUUCACUGCCAAAGCUGUGGGCGUUCCGACACCGGACCUGAUCUGGUAUAAGAGUGAGACUCAGAUCAGUAAGACAGACCAAGAGUUCACGAUCACGCACGGAGAGCCGGGUGAGUCAUCGCUGGUGAUCGUGAACGUGCGUCCCGAUCAUGACGACACCUACACGUGUGAGGCGCGCAACGAUGCCGGCACUGACACGUGCAAGGCUGAGCUCUUCGUGGAAGGUAAAACAGAGGAAAUUCCAAAAGAAAAGCCUUCUCCACCAGAAUUCAUCAAAUUCCCUGAAAAUGUGACAGCCCGUGAACAUGAUGAAGCUAAGUUCAUGGUCAAGGUUAUUGGUGUUCCAAAGCCCACAGUGACCUGGUUCCGUAACAAGGAGCUGCUGGAAGACGAGGAAAUCUACCACUUUGACAAGUUUGAGGACACAUACUGUUUUGGUAUCAAGGACACGGAACUGACCGAUGCCGACAUCUACACCUGUCUGGCUCAGAACCCAGAAGGACAGGCAUCAGUGGACAUUCCUCUCAUUGUCAAUGAAAUAAAGAGAGAAGAGAGAUUAUCCGAGUCUCCUCUUGUGUUGAAGACUAAAGAAGAAACACGUGCCCCAGAAUUUAUUGAAGUCAUUGAGAACACGACUGUCAUGGAGGAAAAGACAUUGAUGCUAACAGCGAAGGUCAGAGGUCUUCCGCGACCUGAGGUUACCUGGUUACGGAAUGGCAAGGACAUCGUGGGUACCCCAAACAUCAGGAUAUCAUAUGAUGAUGAGCUGUGUACCCUCAAGGUUCUCAAGGUGAACAUGAAUCAAGGAGGAGAAUACAUCUGUCAGGCUACCAACUCUGCCGGGAAAGCAGAGUGCUCUGCCCAUGUCACAGUUGAAGGAAAAGUGGAAGCACCAGAGUUCACGAGAGAUCUCCAAGACCGUGAAUGUCGUGAAGGUCGUCCAAUCAGAUUCGACUGCUCUGUUACAGGCAUUCCUGAACCAGAAGUCAAGUGGUAUCUCAAUGAUAAACCCAUUGAGUCUGAAUUACGUUUCCAUACCGACCAGCGCCCAUCUUACACUGAUGUGAUCCACUCUCUCAGCAUUGAGCCGACAGAAGUAGAGGAUGCUGGGAAGAUAUCUGCCAUUGCAUCAAACUCUGCCGGGGAGGCCAUGACAGAAGCUCUUCUGUCUAUUGAAGAAAAGAAAGAAACACCCAAGUUCAUUAAGAAACUGGACAAUGUUGAAACCCUCGAACACGAAACGUGCCGACUGGAAUGUGUUGUCAGUGGAAAACCCAAGCCACAAGUCAUAUGGCUGAAGGGCGAUAAAGAGAUUUCCGCAUCAGAAGACAUUGUGUUUGAAGUCUCCGAUAAGACGUACAGUCUGGUGUUCAAGAAACCCAAGAUGGACGACGCGGGUCUCUACACCGCUCGCGCUCAGAACCCCGCCGGUCAGAUGGCCUGCAAUGGCCGUCUCAAAGUUACACCUGUGAAGAAACCAAGCUUCACUAAGAAACCGUCGGAUGUCCUCGUACCCAAGACUGGUACAGCCACGUUUGAAGUAAAGGCAACUGGCACACCUCAACCUGACGUCAAAUGGUUCCUUAAUGGUCAGGAGCUCCAAGAAUCAAACAAAGUUCAAAUGGAUUUCAAGGACGGCACCUACACGCUGCAGAUUAAGGAUGCGACAGCCGACUUUGCCGGUGUCAUCGAAGCAGUUGCUGUCAAUUCUGGUGGCGAGGUGCUCUGUGCCGCCAAACUGGACGUGCGUGGAAAGUCACCGGAAUUUGUCGAAACUCCUCUCAAGUGCACAGUUCUUGAAGGAAGCAUUGCGAUCUUCCGCUGCCUCAUCCAAGGUGAGCCAAAGCCGAAGGUGGAGUGGUCUAAAGGGAAGUGGAUGAAGAUCACGGACGGGGGCCGAUACAAGGUCUACGAGGACGAGAAAACUCACGAGCAGGUCCUCGAGAUCUCCGAGAUCAAGAACAAAGACUCAGGAACGUACACCGUCACGGCAACCAACGAACACGGCAGCAUGCAGGCUCCAGCCACACUGAUGGUGACUGACAAAGAGGAGGAGGUGGUCGACUGGAAGGCACAGCUUAAACACAGGGAGGUACAGCGUAAGGAGCAGGAUGAGGAUGACCAGAACUGGCGCGACAUGCUGAAACACAUCGAGUCCCCUGAAGGGUCCACGCCGUCCCCUGACAAGAAGAAGAGCCCAGAGAUGGCCGAGUUUGAGCGAACUCCAUACCAACUAUCACCGAAGAGAGAACGACCUGAGCUCGAGGAAGGUGGCAAGCCAUUUGAACGCACAAUGGAGGAACGAGAGAGACCGGAACUCGAGAUACAUGCCGAGAGGUUACGACCUGUAGCUACGGCGCCUGAAGCGGAGGAAGGCGAGAAAGGAAAAUAUGUCCGACCAAAGAAAUUCCUAGCAGAGGAAGAACUGGAAGAAAGUCACCUGGUUAUUCCAAAAGCCAAGUGGGAAUUCACCAUUCCUCUCAAGGAUAUGUGUGUCAAGGAAAGGGAGGCCGCUCUGUUUGAAUGUGAACUCUCCCUGUCCAACAUCAAGGUCGUCUGGUGUGUCAAAGGUGAAGAGGUCGAACCGAGUCCCAAAUACGCCAUCAUGGCCGACGGGAAGAAACACUCUCUUGUCGUCAGCAAGUGUCGACCGAAAGACGCCGGCGCAAUCUCGUGUUCUUAUCCUGGGAAACUGACAACAGAGGCUAAGCUCUUUGUAGAAGAAGUACCAGCUGAUUUCGUGUUGCACCUUGAAGACACGAAAGGCAAAGAGAACCAGGAUGUAACGUUCACCUGUAAAACCAACGACGACGAGAUUCCAGUUGUCUGGUUGAUUGAUGGCAAACCUCUGACACCGUCUGACAAGUACAUCGUCCAAUCAGAUGGCUUCACGCACACGCUCACGAUCAAGAACCUCUCACCAGAUGACAGCUGUGAGGUCACUGCCAUCAUCGGCGACAACAGCACCUCGGCGAAAUUAUCUGUCGAAGAAAUAUCUGCUGAAUUUGACGUUCCUCUGAAAGACGUCUCAGCCAAAGAACACAGCACUGUGGAAUUCGAAUGCACCUUUACCGUCCCCGUCAAACCAGACAAGAUCAAGUGGUACAUCGACAACAAGGAGAUUACCCAGGAUGCAAAGUACCAAUUUGUUGCAGAUGGCGUCAAACAGAAGCUCAUCAUAAAGGAUGUUGCCCCAGCCGAUGGUGGAGUUGUCACCAUCAAACUGGAUGACAAAUCAUCGUCUGCUAACUUCACGGUUCAAGAAAUCGCAGCUACGUUCACCGUUCCGGUUAAAAACAUUUCAACAUUCGAGAAAUCCACCGUCGAGUUUGUGUGUGAGCUCAACAAGGACGUUCCCAAAAUCCAGUGGUUUCUCGACGACAUGGAACUCCAACCCGACGACGGCAUCGAGAUUAUUCAAGAUGGCCGCCAACACAAGCUCAUCAUGCAUGAUGUCCUGAUUGACGAUAACGGGAGAAUCACUGCCAAGUGUGGAGAUGUGGAGACAAGUGCAAUACUCACAGUAAAGGAGAUUCCUGUUGAUUUCACAGUUCCACUCAGCGAUGUUUCAGCUUUGGAGAAAUCAACGGCAGAAUUUGUCUGCGAACUGUCCAAGGAUGUUGAGAAAGUGAAGUGGUUUAUUGACGAUGCUGAAGUGAAGGACAGCGAUAAGUACAAGGUCGUGUCAAAGGGCAAAGUUCACAAGCUGCAGAUUCUCAAUGUGAUGGUGGAAGAUGAAGGUCAAGUCUCGAUAUUGGUGGAUGACAAGAAAACUACAGCAUCUCUCUUUGUCCAAGAAUUAUCUCCAGAGUUCACAAAGCCUUUAGAAAACCAGACAGUCAAAGAACUGGGCACAGCGGAAUUCUCGUGUGAACUGAACAAGGAAGGUGCCACAGUUAAAUGGUUCCUUGACGGACGUGAAAUCUACGAAGAUAAACGCUUCCACAUCCUGAGUGAGGGACGCACACAUAAACUCAUCGUCAAAGAAGCCAUCUUGCCUGAUGGAGGGGAGAUAACUGCCAGAGUAGAGGACAAGAAAACAUCUGCAGUCCUCACUGUUGAAGAAAUCCCUGUAGAAUUCACUGCGGAGCUAUCUGAACAGUUCACAGAGGAGCACAAGAUCGCGUAUUUCAAAUGUGACGUGAACAAGGAAGACGUGACCGUCGUGUGGGAGAAAGACGCACAGAGGAUUGAACCGAGCAACAAGCACAUCAUCCAGGACGAGGGCACGUCGCACACACUCAUCAUCAAAGAUGUCGACAAGGACGAUGUGGCCGAGUACUCAGUUGUCGUCGGCGACCAGAAGAGUUCGGCACGAUUACAUCUCGAUGAGGUACCUCUCAACCUUCACCUCUCUCUGAACCGCUUUACCAUUGACUCCGAGUCCUACGCCAUUUUCACGUGCAAUGUCUCGAGACCCGACAUGCGGGUCACGUGGUAUAAAGACGAACAGCAGCUAAUGCAGAGUGAAAAGUACGAAAUUUCCGACCAAGGAUGUAGGCAUAAACUAAUAAUUCACCAGCUGUCGACUGGUGACUAUGGCGAUUAUGUGGUGGUCAUCGGACGCAAACGCCGUAUGACCGGAUUUAAUCUCAGAGAAGAAGCACCUCUAGAGUUCACGAUCCCGCUCGGAGAACAGACAUGUAAGGAAGGUGAAACUGUGAGCUUCUCCUGCGAGGUGUCUGAGGACAAUCAACCAGCAAGAUGGCUGAAGAACGGUGCAGAGCUGUUUCCAUCGGAUACGGUCAAGAUGGAGGUGGACGGGAAGGUUCACCGUCUUGUCAUAUCGGACGCUAAACCAGACGACCAGGCAGAAUACAGCAUCAUUGUCAGAGGACAGCAGAGCACUGCUCCUUUAACUGUUGAAGAACUUCCAAUAGAAAUCAUUGUGCCACUGAAAGAAACCGAAUGCAUAGAAAAUGCCACAGUGACCUUGACCUGUGAGGUCAAUAAGCCCAAUGUCACGGCCAAAUGGCUGAAGGACAAUGUGGAGAUAGCUGCCACUGAAGCUCGACAGAUUAAAGUGGAUGGCACUAUACACACGAUGACAUUCCCCAAGGUCGCCCUUGACGAUGAGGCGGAAUACACAAUUCUGAUUGGAGACAAGAAGUCGUCUGCUGUCUUGUUUGUAGAAGAAACACCACUGAAGAUAACUCUCCCACUGGCCGACGCGGAGUGCCUCGAGGGUGAGACAGUCAGCUUCGUGUGCGAGAUCAACAAGGAGAACGUCCCGGCCGCCUGGAUGAAGGAUGGGAUGGAGAUAACCGAGGAAGAUGGGUACGAGUUCAUCUGUGAUGGGACUCAGCACAUCCUCAAGAUCCCCGACGUGGCGCCGGAACAUGACGCAGAGUACACAGUCAUAUUCAGACAUCUCGAGUCUUCAGCUCGUCUCUUCGUAGAAGAGCUAGCUGCAGACUUCACGGCCGAGCUGCGCGACGUUCGCGGCAGGGAGGGAGAAGACAUCGAGCUGGAGUGCGUCCUGAGCAAGGAAGGCGUUCCGGUCCGCUGGAUGAAGAACCGCAAACCGCUCACGCCAAGCGAGCGUAUCAAGAUCGUCUGCGACCGAUACAGACACUACUUGAGAAUCAUGGAGACCAUCCCUGAGGACGAGGGAGAGUACACCGUCGUAUUGCCUAACAACAAGGAAUCAUCAGCCUGGCUUUCCAUUGAAUUGGUUCCACCGCGGUUUACGAAACCACUGAAAGACCAGCACGUGCUAGAGACGGAGGAGGCAGCGUUCGACUGCCAGAUGACGAAGAGGAACAUCCCGGUCACGUGGCUGAAGGACGGCAGGGAGCUGGUGAUUGACGAGAGAAUCGAGGUCGCCACUGAUGGCUUCAUCCAGGAGCUGAUCAUCUACGAAUCGAUUAUCGAGGACGAGGCCGAGUACAGCUGUGUCUGUGGAGAGGAGUCGACCGCGGCCAAACUCACGGUGGAAGAACUGCCUCUGGACAUUCUCAAACCUCUUAAAGAUCAGACCGUAGUUGAAGGACAAAAGGUCAUCUUCGAAUGCGAGGUAUCAAAACCAGACCAGAUUGCAAAAUGGCUGAGGGACGGGAAGGAGUUCACUCCAAGAGACGGCUGCCGUUUUGUGGUUGACGGGAUGAUACAUCGCUUCGAGAUUGACGAAGCCAUUUCUGAUGAUGAAGCUGAUUAUUCAGUGAUCAUCCGUGACAAAACCAGCAAAGCCAUGCUGUUGGUUGAAGAAAUACCAGUUGAGAUUAUUAAGCCACUUGUUGACACUGAAGUGACAGAACAUGACAGUGUGACCAUGACCUGUGAACUCUCGAAACCAGAUGUCAAGGUCAAGUGGCUGUGCGAUGGUCAGCCAAUGAAAUCCAAGAAUGGCCUCACUAUCACAGCAGAUGGGUGUGUCCACACCCUGUCACUCAAAGAAGCUGCUCUGACAGAUGCAGCGAAAAUUACUAUUGUCGCUCAAGAUAAAUCCAGUUCAGCUCGUCUUAUUGUCAAAGAAUCUCCAGUUGAGUUCCUUCGACCUCUGGCUGACAUCCAUGUCACAGAAAACCAAGAAAUCUUCCUUGAGGUUGAAGUAAACAAACCCAACAAGACAGCGCAAUGGUUCCAUGAUGGACAGGAAGUGUCUGCCAGUAAGAGAAUCAAACUGCUCACAGAUGGCGCUGUACACAAACUGGUUAUCGAUUCUGCAGAGCUGGAGGAUGAAGGCAAAUACAAGGUCAAGGUUGAUGAAGUGGAAUGUGAGGCCACAGUCCUUGUAGAUGAAUCUCCAGUUGAGUUCCUUCGACCUCUGGCUGACAUCAAGGUCACAGAAAAUCAAGAAAUCUUCCUUGAGGUUGAAGUAAACAAACCCAACAAGAAACCGCAAUGGUUCCACGAUGGACAGGAAGUGUCUGCCAGUAAGAGAAUCAAACUGCUCACAGAUGGCGCUGUACACAAACUGGUCAUCGAUUCUGCAGAGCUGGAGGAUGAAGGCAAAUACAAGGUCAAGGUUGAUGAAGUGGAAUGUGAGGCCACAGUCCUUGUAGACGAAGAGACUCUAGAAAUCCUAACUCCUCUUAAAGACGUCAGUAUCGUGGAGGGUGAGACAGUUUUAUUCAAAUGUGAAGUGUCGCGACCUGAGGUCAAAUCAAAAUGGCUGCUUGAUGGUAAACAGGUGACUAGUAAAGAUGGCUACAAAAUUGAAGUGAUCAACACUGUACACACUCUGUCUCUGGAUGAUGUGACAGUUGAUGAUGGAGGAAAAUACACAAUCAAAGUGGAAGAUAAAGAAAGUUCUGCUAACUUAUAUGUUAAAGAAUCUCCAGUUGAGUUCCUUCGACCUCUGGCUGACAUCAAGGUCACAGAAAAUCAAGAAAUCUUCCUUGAGGUUGAAGUAAACAAACCCAACAAGAAACCGCAAUGGUUCCACGAUGGACAGGAAGUGUCUGCCAGUAAGAGAAUCAAACUGCUCACAGAUGGCGCUGUACACAAACUGGUCAUCGAUUCUGCAGAGCUGGAGGAUGAAGGCAAAUACAAGGUCAAGGUUGAUGAAGUGGAAUGUGAGGCCACAGUCCUUGUAGACGAAGAGACUCUAGAAAUCCUAACUCCUCUUAAAGACGUCAGUAUCGUGGAGGGUGAGACAGUUUUAUUCAAAUGUGAAGUGUCGCGACCUGAGGUCAAAUCAAAAUGGCUGCUUGAUGGUAAACAGGUGACUAGUAAAGAUGGCUACAAAAUUGAAGUGAUCAACACUGUACACACUUUGUCUCUGGAUGAUGUGACAGUUGAUGAUGGAGGAAAAUACACAAUCAAAGUGGAAGAUAAAGAAAGUUCCGCUAACUUACAUGUUAAAGAAUCUCCAGUUGAGUUCCUUCGACCUCUGGCUGACAUCAAGGUCACAGAAAAUCAAGAAAUCUUCCUUGAGGUUGAAGUAAACAAACCCAACAAGAAAGCGCAAUGGUUCCACGAUGGACAGGAAGUGUCUGCCAGUAAGAGAAUCAAACUGCUCACAGAUGGCGCUGUACACAAACUGGUCAUCGAUUCUGCAGAGCUGGAGGAUGAAGGCAAAUACAAGGUCAAGGUUGAUGAAGUGGAAUGUGAGGCCACAGUCCUUGUAGACGAAGAGGCUCUAGAAAUCCUAACUCCUCUUAAAGACGUCAGUAUCAUGGAGGGUGAGACAGUUUUAUUCAAAUGUGAAGUGUCGCGACCUGAGGUCAAAUCAAAAUGGCUGCUUGAUGGUAAACAGGUGACUAGUAAAGAUGGCUACAAAAUUGAAGUGAUCAACACUGUACACACUUUGUCUCUGGAUGAUGUGACAGUUGAUGAUGGAGGAAAAUACACAAUCAAAGUGGAAGAUAAAGAAAGUUCCGCUAACUUACAUGUUAAAGAAGCACCAACUGAAUUCCUGCGUCCACUGGCCAAUGUGCAAGUGACUGAGAAACAGUCCAUCACACUGGAGGUUGAGGUUAACAAACCUGGUCAGAAAUCAAAGUGGUACUUUGAGGGUGAAGAGGUUUCCGCCAGUGCCAGAAUCAAACUGACAACAGAGGGCGCUGUUCACAGGCUGACAAUUAGCAGUGCUGAUCUGGAUGAUGAAGGCAAAUACAAGGUUGUCAUUGGCGACAAGGAAAGCGAAGCCUCGGUGAUUGUAGAAGAAGAACCUCUUGAAAUUGUGCGACCACUCAAGAAUAUAACCAUUGAAGAGAAGGAGACAGCGAAGUUCAAAUGUGAAGUUUCCAAGCCUGACGUUAAGGCUAAAUGGUUUAAGGAUGGUAAGCAGUUGACAGUUAAAGAUGGCUAUGAGAUCGCGGUAUCCAAAACCAUCCACACUCUUUCACUGGAUGAUGUUAUACUGGAGGAUGCUGGGAAAUACACCAUCAAAGUGGAAGAUAAAGAGUUGACUGCUAAUCUUGUUGUUGAAGAGCUGCCAUUGACAAUUACCAAACCUCUCAAAGAUGUGGAAGUCAUGGAGAAAGAGGUCAUAACCUUGACCUGUGAGGUCAGCAAGCCCAGCCUCAAGGCAAAAUGGCUGAAAAAUGGAGACACCAUAUCUGAAUCUGAGCAUCUGACAAUGACAUCAAAAGACACCGAACACUCUCUGACAAUCCCUGCAGCUGAGCUGGAUGAUGAGGCUGUGUACAAGUGCAUUGUGGGAGACAGGAAGACGUCUGCCAGGGUGUCAGUUAAAGAAGAACCAUUGGUUAUGAUUACUCCCCUUGCUGAUGUCAAAGUUGAAGAAGGGGAGACAAUCACACUGGAGUGUGUCAUCUCUAAAUCAAGACAGGUUGCCGGCUGGUACAAAAAUGGCGUUAAAAUCAAGCCAAUCGACCGCAACAAAGUCACGGUGGAGGAUAAGAAACACAUCUUGAAUAUUGUUGAUUCGGAGGUCAAGGAUGCAGCAGAGUACUCCGUCAAAUUUGGUGACGUUGAGUCCAAGGCCAACGUUGUCGUUGAAGAACUGGAUGUGGACUUUGUUCGUCAUCUUGAGGACGUGGAUGUGGUGGAGAUCCCCGGGACGGCCAUCUUUGAGGCUGAGCUGUCUCGAGCCCACGUUCUUGUUCAGUGGAGCCGGGGCAUCGAGGCGCUGGUGCCUAGCGACAAGUACGAGAUCGUCCACGACGACCGUGUGCACCAGCUCAUCAUCCACGAUGUCACAGGCGAAGACGAGGGCGAUUAUUCCAUUCAGGCAAAGAGCAAGAAGAGUGAAGCUGGACUCUUUGUUGAAGCACCACCGAAGUUCUUCCUUGACAGUAAAUAUGAGGAGACCAUCAUUCUGUACCUCGGUCAAUCGACUGCCUUUGAGAUUCCGUUCACCUGCAACCCGCAACCAGAAGUAAUCUGGUCUUUCAAUGGCGGCGACCUCCCGGACAUGAAGAGAAUGGAAGCAGAGACAAUCAACAACAUGACGACAGUUAGGAUUAGUCACGUGAUCCGUUCGGACACCGGGGACUACACCGUCACCCUGGAGAAUCCAAACGGAAAGGCUGCAAUAACCAUCAAGCUUAUUGUUUUGGACAAACCAACUCCCGUACAAAAUUUGAGAGUUACGGACAUCACGGAGAAGAUGGCCACCAUACGCUGGGAGCCACCGGAGGAUGAGGGGGGUAAACCGGUUUCUGCUUACAUCAUCGAGAAACGUGACGCCUCGCGCAGGUCCUGGAAUCCUGUUGGCGGGACAGCUGAUCUGGAGAUCACCGUUUCAGACCUGGUGGAAAACAACCAAUACGUCUUCCGUGUUUCAGCACAAAACAAGAUCGGUGUCAGUGAACCGGUCGACUCGGAAACCAUCACGGCAAAGAGUCCUUAUGAUUCACCCCAGGCACCAGCAGCACCAACCGUUUCUGAUGUCCUGAAAGAUUCUGCCAUGGUUACCUGGCAACCACCUGCCAACGAUGGAGGCUCCCCUGUGAUUGGUUACCACGUGGAACGACUGUCUGGAUUCAGUCCGCGCUGGUUACAAGUGAACAAAGACAUCGUCCCGCAAACCUCGCUGCAUGCGAAGGAGCUGGUGGAGGACAACACAUACCAGUUCAGAGUGAUCGCAGUCAACAAAGUGGGACCGAGUCCACCAAGCGAACCAUCGCCACAGAUCAAAGCCAAAGAUCCUUGGGAUGUCCCUGGUGCUCCAGGCACUCCAGAAAUCACCGGCACAGACAAGAAAUCUGUCGCCCUCAAAUGGACUCCACCUCAGUCUGAUGGCGGUGCUCCUAUCGUGAACUACGUGGUUCAGUAUCGCGGCGCUGGCUCCUACAACUGGCUGCGGGCCAAUGAAACCACCACCGUCCCCGACACCACGUUCAGCGUGACAAACCUCCGAGAGAACGCAGAGUAUGAGUUCCGCGUCAGUGCGGAAAACAAGGCAGGAGUGGGGCCCGCAUCACCACCAACGACCCCAGUUAAAGUUAUUGAACCAAUAGUUGGUGAACCACCACUGAUUUUGGAGCCCCUGCACGAUGAAACAGUCGUCAUGCCAAAAGACGCCAUCUUGGAAUGUGACGUCGAUUGUGGAGAACCAGAGGCUGAUAUCAAAUGGUUCAAGGGCACAAAAGAAAUUCGUAAGAGUGCUAAAUAUGAGAUGAGCUAUGAAGAUGAAGUUGCCUCCCUUGUUAUCCACAAGACUGAACCAGGCGACACAGGAAAUUACCGACUAGAGGCAACCAACCCACUCGGAAAAGUGAAAACAGAAGGAGGCCUUGUUGUCCAUUGCCAUCCUGCUCUUGAGUACGACAACCGGCUGAAGAGUGCGCAGACCGUGAAGGCCGGCUCCACCCUGGUACUGCAGGUGAACGUCAGCGGGAUCCCGUCUCCGAACGUCACAUGGCUCAUUGAUGACGAGCCGCUGGAGAAGAUGGAGCGGAUUAGCAUCGAGACAAACGAGGAGUUCAGCAAGGUGACCAUCAAGAAUGCCGUGCUCGAUGACACUGGCCUCUACACUAUCGUCGCAGAGAACGUCGUUGGAAGAGCCGAGGCAGACUUCGAAAUCUUCGUUAAAGACAAACCAUCCAAGCCAGUAAAACUCUCUGUCAUCGAAAUCAUGAAAGACUCUGUUGUGUUAUCAUGGCAACCUCCCGUCAGUCUCGGUGGCUGUGAUGUCACGAGUUACGUGAUUGAGAAACGUGACGCAAAGCGCAACACAUGGAUGCCCGUAGAUAAGACCGAUGGUGCCACGUUAACGUACGCUGUUCAGAAACUGCAGGAGGGUAAUGAGUAUUUCUUCAGAGUUUCUGCCGAGAACGAGAUUGGAACCGGGGAACCAGCAGAGCUUGUUGAAGGAACUGUGGCCAAGUCACCAUUUGAUGUUCCCAAACCACCAAUCAAACUUCAGCCGAGUGAGAUCACACGUUCGUCUGUGACUUUGAUGUGGGCACCGCCACAGAACGAUGGCGGCUCUCCCAUCACGGGCUACAUGGUUGAACGCAAGAGUCCGAUGACAUCUCGCUGGGUGCGCAUCAACAAGUCGCCGGUCCGCGACACUGUCUUCACGGUCAGCGAUCUCAUCGAGGACAUGGAGUAUGAGUUCCGAGUGCUCGCGGAAAACGCCGCCGGAAUUAGUAAACCUUCUGAUGAGAUUGGACCAAUCAAAGCCAAGGAUCCUUUUGACAAACCUGAUGCUCCUAGCCGACCUGAAAUUAUCGAUGUCACAAGGGACAGCGUCACACUAAAAUGGCUGCCUCCUGACAACAAUGGCGGAAGUCCAAUCAUCAACUAUGCUGUUGAGAUGAGAGUCUCUGGUGCAGUGCGGUGGCUUGGCGCCAGCACAAACAUGAAAAUCUCAGACACAAGCUUUGUGGUGCACGAGCUUGUCGAGGGAACAGAAUAUGAAUUCCGAGUCAUGGCUGAAAAUAAAGCCGGCCUGAGUCCGCCUUCACCACCAUCUUUACCUGUCGUUGCCAGGGAUCCAAUCAUUGGAGAAGCUCCAGCAGUUCUUGAAGGUCUGCCUGACCUGGCUGUCAUGGAAGGCGAGACAGCCAUCUUGGAAUGUAAAAUCAGCGGAGAGCCCGAACCUUCCAUCAUAUGGAGUAAAGAUGGCCGUGACGUUGUUGAGGGGAAGAGACACGAGAUGUUCUAUGAAGAUCUGUUCGCAUCGCUGACGAUCCGUGAAGUCAUGGAGAAGGACGCAGGACAUUACAAGUGCGAGGCCAGCAAUGACCUUGGCACUGUCACAACAUCGGGACAGGUGGAGAUUCAAGCACCUCCUAUUCUUGAAUUUGACAACAAGUUCCGUGACUUAAUAACCCUUCAAGCUGGGUCAACUCUGAAAAUCCCGGUCAAGGUUCUGGGAAUCCCUACACCAAAUGUGACCUGGAAUAAAGAUGACAAACCAAUGAGGUCUGCCGGGAAAGUAAACAUUGACAUACAGGAAACAGGCACAACACUGACCUUGAAGAAGGUCACCAAGGAUGAUGAUGGUCUGUACACUCUUAUGGCAGAGAAUACUGUUGGAGAACAGAAGGCAAAGUUCGACAUAGAAAUUAUUGAUGUACCGGGGAAGCCACAAGGUCCAAUUGAAGUCAGCGACAUCAUGCGUGAUUCCGUCACGCUUCACUGGAAACCUCCGAAAGAUGACGGAGGCUCGGACAUCUUGACAUACAUCAUCGAGCGCCGUGACGCCAAGCGAACAACAUGGCUGAAGGUGGGCACCGUGGAUGGUGAUAUUCUGCAGUACAAUGCCACCAGUCUUAAUGAAGGCACCAACUAUUACUUCAGAAUUUCAGCAGAAAAUGAUGUUGGGGUAUCGGAGCCACUGGAUACCGAUUCGGCAGUAAUUCCAAAAUCUCCCUAUGAUAAGCCCACUGCACCAGUUGGACCACUGGUCCAUUCAGACCUGACCGACGAGAGCGUCACAGUAACUUGGCAACCACCUAAAUCUGAUGGUGGCUCACCUCUCACAGAAUACAUCAUUGAGAAACGUGACACCAGGAAGUCCUCGUGGUCAAAGGUCGGUUCCGUUAAGUCCGAUACGCUCACGUAUAACAUUGGCAAGCUGAUCGAGGACACGCCCUAUUUGUUCAGAGUGAUCGCGGUCAAUGAGGAAGGAGCAAGUGAACCUCUUCAAUCAGAGGAUGAAGUCAUACCAAGGAGAGCUCCAGAGGCACCAGGCAAACCAGGACCAAUCAGUUUCUCCAAUAUAAAAGCAGACACCGUGACCCUCUCCUGGACGGCACCAAAGAAAGACGGCGGCGCCAAAGUGAAGUCCUACAACAUAGAGAUCUCUGAUGAUGGAAAGACAUGGAAAAAGCUGGACACUGUGGAUGUUCCAGAAACGUCUUACGUUGCCAAAAAGCUGAAGGAUGGAACUGAAUACAGGUUCCGGGUGACUGCUGUGAACAAUGUUGGACCCGGAGUUCCACUGGAAUCUGAUGGAGUCACACCAAAAAGGAAAAUUGUUCCACCAUCCAGCCCGGUCGGUCCUCUCAACGUCACAGACAUACAGAAAGACUCUGCUCACCUGACCUGGAAACCUCCGACAGAUGACGGAGGAUCUCCAGUUACUGGCUACACCAUCGAGAAACGUGACGCCAAGAAGGCAACGUGGACCAAAGCUGGCAAAGUCCCGGCAGACACGACCGAGUUCGCUCCUGAAGGCUUGUUUGAAAACACGUCAUACUUCUUCCGUGUCAUUGCAGAGAACAAGGCUGGUGCCAGUGAACCACUGGAGACUGAUACAGCUGUUUUAAUCAAGAGUCCUUUUGACAAGCCAUCCAAACCAGUUGGCCCAUUGGUUAUUGACAAUGUCACUGACCAAUCAGCAGACCUGACAUGGAAGCCUCCGGAGAAUGAUGGUGGUAAGCCAAUCAAAAGCUACUUCAUUGAGUUGCGACCUUCGACCCGCUCCACUUGGACUAAGGCUGGCAGUGUUGAUGGGGAGACCCUGAAAUACACCGUGGAGGACCUUAAAGAUGGUGUGGAGUAUUACUUCCGUGUCUCUGCCAAGAACGAGGAGGGACAGAGCGAACCACUGGAGUCGAAGGAGACCGCCAAGCCUGUGAAAAAGAUCUUGCCCCCAGGUCCACCGAAACAACUGAAGAGCUCUAAAGUAGGAAAAGACUACAUUGUUAUCGACUGGAAACCACCAACUGAAGAUGGAGGGUCAAAGUCACAGGUUACAAGAUUGAGAAGUGUGAGGAGACUGCUGAUGAGUGGGUCAAGGUUGAAGAGGUCAAGGCCUAUGACACGACCUUCAAGGUGGAGAAGACCUCCAUCAACACCUAAAGGUCCCAUCAAAGCAUCUGACAUAGAGAGGACGUCAGUGAUGCUGGAAUGGCAGCCCCCUGCUGAUGACGGGGGAUCUCCUUUGACAGGUUACGUUCUCGAGAGACGCGAAGCUUCCCGGACGAUGUGGACCAAGGUUGACAAAGUCAGCCCGUCAAAGACUUCGUACAAAGUCGAGAACUUGAUCGAGGGCACAGAGUACUACUUCCGUGUGUCGUCUGAAAACAAGCAUGGCAGCAGUGAACCCCUGGAGAUGGAGAAGGGGGUCACGCCUCGAAGUCCUUUCAACAAACCAACUAAGCCUGUUGGACCUUUGGUUAUUGACAACGUAACUGACCAAUCAGCCGACCUGACAUGGAAACCAUCAGAAGAUGAUGGAGGCCAGCCAAUCACAAACUACAAUAUAGAGAUGCGACCUUCAACAAGGUCAACAUGGACCAAGGCUGGAAAAGUUGAUGGUUCAACGACCAAGUUCACAGUUCCUGAUCUCAAAGAUGGAACAGAGUAUUAUUUCCGUGUUACGGCUGUCAACAGUGAGGGUGAAAGUCCCGCCCUGGAAUCAGUGGACACGGCCAAACCUAUGAAGAAAAUAUUGCCCCCUGGACCACCCAAACAACUGAAGGUGUCAAAGGUCGGAAAAGAUUUUGUUAUCAUCGACUGGAAACCACCAACUGAAGAUGGAGGGUCAAAAGUCACAGGUUACAAGAUUGAGAAGUGUGAGGAGACUGCUGAUGACUGGGUCAAGGUUGAAGAGGUCAAGGCCUAUGACACGACCUUCAAGGUUGAGAAGUUGAAGGACACAGUUGGGUAUUUCUUCUCGGUGUGUGCUAAGAACGAGGUUGGAUACAGUGAACCUGAAGAGACGGACAAGGCAGUGAAACCUCAGAGACCUGCAGGACCACCCAGUACCCCAAAAGGACCAAUCAAAGUCACGGAUGUUGACAGGACAUCAGUCUCCCUCGAAUGGCAGCCUCCGACAGACGAUGGUGGCUCACCAAUCACAGGCUACGUUCUAGAGAGGCGUGAAGCCAAGAGAACCAUGUGGUCGAGGGUUGACAAGACCACAUCAACAUCGUACAAGGUGGACAAUCUCAUAGAAGACACAGAAUAUUACUUCCGAGUCUCUGCUGAAAAUAAGAUGGGCACCAGUGAACCCCUGGAGAUGGAGAAAGGAGUUACUCCAGAGAGUCCAUUUGACAAACCAACUAAGCCUGUUGGACCUUUGGUGAUUGACAACGUAACUGACCAAUCAGCCGACCUGACAUGGAAACCAUCAGAAGAUGAUGGAGGCCAGCCAAUCACAAACUAUAAUAUAGAGAUGCGACCUUCAACAAGGUCAACAUGGACCAAGGCUGGAAAAGUUGAUGGUUCAACAACCAAGUUCACAGUUCCAGAUCUCAAAGAUGGAACAGAGUAUUAUUUCCGUGUUACGGCGGUCAACAGUGAGGGUGAAAGUCCUGCCCUGGAAUCGGUGGAUACUGCCAAACCUAUGAAGAAAAUAUUGCCCCCUGGACCACCCAAACAACUGAAAGUGUCAAAGGUCGGAAAAGAUUUUGUUAUCAUUGACUGGAAACCACCAGCUGAAGAUGGAGGGUCAAAGGUAACAGGUUACAAGAUUGAGAAGUGUGAGGAGGCUGCUGAUGAGUGGGUCAAGGUUGAAGAGGUCAAGGCCUAUGACACGACCUUCAAGGUUGAGAAGUUGAAGGACACAGUUGGGUAUUUCUUCUCGGUGUGUGCUAAGAACGAGGUUGGAUAUGGUGAACCUGAAGAGACGGACAAGGCAGUGAAACCUCAGAGACCUGCAGGACCACCCACUAGCCCGAAAGGACCAAUCAAAGUCACGGAUGUUGACAGGACAUCAGUCUCCCUCGAAUGGCAGCCUCCGACAGACGAUGGUGGCUCACCAAUCACAGGCUACGUUCUAGAGAGGCGUGAAGCCAAGAGAACCAUGUGGUCGAGGGUUGACAAGACCACAUCAACAUCGUACAAGGUGGACAAUCUCAUCGAAGACACAGAAUAUUACUUCAGAGUCUCUGCUGAAAAUAAGAUGGGCACCAGUGAACCCCUGGAGAUGGAGAAAGGAGUUACUCCAGAGAGUCCAUUUGACAAACCAACUAAGCCUGUUGGACCGUUGGUGAUUGACAAUGUAACUGACCAAUCAGCCGACCUGACAUGGAAACCAUCAGAAGAUGAUGGAGGCCAGCCAAUCACAAACUACAAUAUAGAGAUGCGACCUUCAACAAGGUCAACGUGGACCAAGGCUGGAAAAGUGGAUGGUUCAACGACCAAGUUCACAGUUCCUGAUCUUAAAGAUGGAACAGAGUAUUAUUUCCGUGUUACGGCGGUCAACAGUGAGGGUGAAAGUCCUGCUCUGGAAUCAGUGGAUACUGCCAAACCUAUGAAGAAAAUAUUGCCCCCUGGACCACCCAAACAACUGAAGGUGUCAAAGGUCGGAAAAGAUUUUGUUAUCAUCGACUGGAAACCACCAACUGAAGAUGGAGGGUCAAAGGUGACAGGUUACAAGAUUGAGAAGUGUGAGGAGACUGCUGAUGAGUGGGUCAAGGUUGAAGAGGUCAAGGCCUAUGACACGACCUUCAAGGUUGAGAAGUUGAAGGACACAGUUGGGUAUUUCUUCUCGGUGUAUGCUAAGAACGAGGUUGGAUACGGUGAACCUGAAGAGACGGACAAGGCAGUGAAACCUCAGAGACCUGCAGGACCACCCAGUACCCCGAAAGGACCAAUCAAAAUCACGGAUGUUGACAGGACAUCGGUCUCCCUCGAAUGGCAGCCUCCGACAGACGAUGGUGGCUCACCAAUCACAGGCUACGUUCUAGAGAGGCGUGAAGCCAAGAGAACCAUGUGGUCGAGGGUUGACAAGACCACAUCAACAUCGUACAAGGUGGACAAUCUCAUCGAAGACACAGAAUAUUACUUCCGAGUCUCUGCUGAAAAUAAGAUGGGCACCAGUGAACCCCUGGAGAUGGAGAAAGGAGUUACUCCAGAGAGUCCAUUUGACAAACCAACUAAGCCUGUUGGACCUUUGGUUAUUGACAACGUAACUGACCAAUCAGCUGACCUGACAUGGAAACCAUCAGAAGAUGAUGGAGGCCAGCCAAUCACAAACUACAACAUAGAGAUGCGACCUUCAACAAGGUCAACGUGGACCAAGGCUGGAAAAGUUGAUGGUUCGACAACCAAGUUCACAGUUCCCGAUCUCAAAGAUGGAACAGAGUAUUAUUUCCGUGUUACGGCUGUCAACGGUGAAGGUGAAAGUCCUGCUCUGGAAUCAGUGGAUACUGCUAAGCCAAAGAAAAAGAUCUUGCCUCCCGAUGCUCCAAAACAACUGAAGACCACAAAGAUUGGAAAAGAUUACAUCACACUGGAAUGGAAACCACCAACUGAAGAUGGAGGGUCAAAAAUCACAGGAUACAAAAUUGAGAAGUGUGAGGAAAAAGCCAAUGACUGGGUCAAGGUUGAAGAGCUCAAGGCCUUCGACACAACCUACAAAGUUGAAAAGUUGAAGGACACUGUGGGUUACUUCUUCUCAGUCACAGCAAAGAAUGAAGCUGGUUAUGGUGAACCAUGCGAAACCGACAAGGCCGUGAAACCAAAGAAACCAGAAGAAAAACCAGGAAAACCUGUUGGACCUUUGAAAGUGUCUGACCUAGAGCGUAGCUCUCUGACCUUGGAGUGGCAGGCCCCAAGUGAUGACGGUGGAUCUGCCCUUACUGGCUACAUCGUUGAGAAGCGGGAGGCAAAGCGACCGACCUGGACCAAAGUCCAGAAACUGAGUCCGUCCAAGACCACCUGUGCCGUGGCUAAUUUACUCGAGGGUACAGAGUACGUGUUCCGCGUGAUCGCCGAGAACAAGAUUGGAACCAGCGAACCCCUGGAGACAGACAAAGGAGUCACGCCAAAAAGUCUUUACAAUCCACCAAGCCAACCAGUUGGACCACUCGAAUUUUCCGACAUUACGCACGAUUCUGUAUCAUUGUCAUGGCAACCACCAGAAGAUGAUGGUGGGUGUCCCAUCACGGGAUAUGUUGUUGAGUACCACGAUGCUCGGCGGACUACGUGGAUGAAGGCCGCAUCGUUGGGAGCUGAUGUGACGCUGUACAGAGCGAGCGAUCUGGUCGAGGGAAAUGAAUAUUACUUUAGAGUGUCAGCCAUUAAUGCUGAGGGUUCGAGCAAGCCUCUGGAGUCCAAGGACACCGUAACACCACAGAGGAUUCUGGCCCCACCAGACUCCCCAAAGAGCAUCACAGCACGAGAGAUCGGAAAAGAUUUUGUCACGCUCGAGUGGCUUCCACCUAAAGAUGACGGUGGUUCAAAGAUCACGGCAUACCACAUCAAGACCCGUGAAGAGAAGUCUAAAGACUGGAGUGUGUCUGGAAGUGUCAGCGCCAUCGACACAAAGUUCACGGUGAAAAGCCUGAAGGAAGAGAAGAGCUAUUUCUUCUCCGUAGCCGCUGAGAACAAAAUGGGUGUCGGAGAACCUCUGAAAACAGAGCAGCCCAUCUCUCCCAAGAAACCAAUAGCCAAACCUUCUGCACCGGAGGGACCUCUCAAAAUCUCAGAAAUCCAGAAGACAUCUGUCACAUUGUCAUGGAAACCACCCAAAGAAGAUGGCGGGUCUGCGAUCACCAUGUACGUCCUGGAACGCCGUGACCAGUUCAAGAUGUCGUGGACGCCCGUUACCACGGUGAAGCCUGGAAUCACAUCGUACUGUGUCCAGAACCUGAAGGAGGGACAGGAGUAUGUGUUCAGGGUGAUGGCAGAGAACCUCGUCGGAAGAUCGGAGCCUCUGGAGUCGGAACCAGUGAAACCAAAGAAUCCUUACACUGUUCCCAGUGCCCCAGAGGGACCUCUGGAACCGACCGACAUCACUGCUACGACCGUCACUCUGGACUGGAAACCUCCGAAAUCCGAUGGCGGGUUGCCGCUGACUGCAUACAUUCUGGAGCGGCGUGACGUCAAGCGAAUGACGUGGAUCAAAGUGGACAAGGUGAAGCCAGACAUCACCAGCUACUGCGUGCAGGAUCUCGUCACAGGCAACGACUACUUCUUCCGCGUGGUCGCCGAGAACGACGAGGGCAUGAGUCCACCACUAGAGACAGUCAAAGCCAUUCGACCAAGAAGACCUCCAGAACUUCCAUCACCACCCAAAGGACCUCUGCGAACAUCAGACGUGACUGCGACAACCGUAAUGCUGACGUGGCUACCACCUGACGAUGACGGCGGAUCCCCUAUCACCGACUAUGUCAUCGAGGUCAGCCCUGACGACAAAGAGUGGAGCAAACUGAGCUCCGUUGCCGGGUCCGUCACUAAGUACAUCGCCAAGAACCUGAAGGAGAAGAAAGAGAUCAGCUUCAGAGUGUUCGCCAUUAACGAAGUCGGAACCAGCAAACCACUCGAGUCUGAACCGGUCACACCAAGAAGACCUCCAGAGUUACCAGGAAAGCCUGUCGGACCUCUGGAAGGUAAAGACAUUGACAGGACGACCAUCACGAUCCACUGGAAGCCUCCUAAAGAUGACGGUGGAGCCCCCCUGACUGCCUACAUCAUUGAGAAGCGUGAUGCCAAGCGUAUGGGCUGGACGAGAGUGGACAAGGUCAAACCCGACAUCACGUCGUACCAGGUUCAAAACCUCACAGAGAACAGCGAGUAUUUCUUCAGAGUGUCCGCUCAGAACGAGGUCGGGGUUGGCAAACCGCUCGAGUCGGAUCGGCCUUUCACGCCAAAGAGUCCAUACGAUGUUCCUACAGCCCCAAGAGGGCCUCUGGACAUCAGUGAUGUCACAGAAGAGUCAUGUGACCUGGCCUGGAAACCACCUGAUGACGAUGGCGGCACCCCUCUGACAGCCUACAUCAUAGAGAUGCGGGAAGUCCGCCGUAGUACCUGGACUCGUAUUGGAGAGGUCAAACCAUCCGUGACCCAUUACCAGGCAACGCGACUCAGUGUCGGAAAUGAAUAUUUCUUCAGAAUCGUGGCUGUGAAUGCCGAAGGCGAAAGUCCUCCUCUCAAUUCAGUCAACUCGGCAGUACCAAAGAAGGAACUUACUGUACCAGGACCACCAGCCUCCAUUCACGUUACAAAGGUUCUGAAGGACAAAGUGACCAUUGAGUGGACAGAACCGAAGCACGACGGUGGGUCAAAGAUCACAAAAUACUACGUCUAUGUGGCAGAGAAAUCGCCACAGAACUGGAAAGAGGUGGGUAAAACAAAGACCUUUGACCUCUACCACACCAUAGAGAGCCUCGAUGAAGGAAAGUCAUACUACUUCGCUGUGGCUGCUGAGAAUGAAGUUGGUGUUGGAAAAAUGGUGGAGACAGAAUCACCAGUGACGCCAAAGAAACCACUUGAGCGCCCAUCAGCUCCAGUUCCUCCUCUGGAGGUUACUGAAAUCCAACGAGACAGCGUCACCUUGACCUGGAAGGCAAGCAAAUACGAUGGCGGAUCACCCAUUCUCGGCUACUUUAUUCAGAAACGCGAGUCGUGGAAAACGAGCUGGACCGAAGUGGAAACCGUCAAACCAAACAUCUUCACGUUCUGCGUACAGAAUCUCAAAGAAGGCCAGGAAUACUUCUUCCGGGUGUACGCAGAAAAUAUUGUCGGAGCGUCGGAAGGUAUCGAAACCGAGAUGGGAGUAAUACCUCGAACGCCAUUCCGCGUGCCAUCUGCUCCCGAGGGUCCUCUCGAAAUCACGGAAAUAACCUCAACCUCCAUCUCAAUUCGAUGGAAGAUUCCCAAAGAUACGGGUGGCCUUGACCUUAUGGCCUAUCACAUCGAACGGCGUGACCGUAAAUACACCGCCUGGAUCAAGGUGGACAAAGUGAAGCCAUCGAUUACAUCCUAUUGUAUACAGGAUCUGUUAGACGGAAAUGAAUAUUUCUUCAGAGUGUUCGCAGAAAACCCAGAAGGCCUUGGGGCAGCCUUGGAGAGUGUGGAACCAGCGACACCGCGAAAAGAUCUAGAGAAGCCUUCUGCUCCAGUGGGACCUGUUCGUUUCCACAAUGUGAAUGCCGAUUCUCUCACACUCGACUGGCUACCACCAAAGAAUGAUGGUGGGACGAACAUAACAGCUUAUCUCAUAGAGAUGACGGAGAAAGGUGGAAAGUGGAAGGAGCUCGCCACAAACGAAGGUCACGUCACCAAACUCAAGGUCAAGGAACUGAAGGCCGGAAAGGAAUACAUCUUCAGAAUCUUUGCUCAAAACAAAGUUGGGUCGAGCGAUGUCUUGGAGUCAGAACCCGUAACUCCUUGCAGACCUCCUGAGCCACCUUCCAAACCUGUUGGACCAAUCAAAGUGCUCGAUGUUCAGCGCACCUCUGUCAAGAUCCAAUGGCAGCCUCCGAAAGAUGAUGGAGGCAUUCCUUUGAAAUACUACCUUCUAGAAAAACGUGAGUCAAGCCGACUCAAGUGGACUCGACUGGACAAGAUUGACGCGUCGAUGACAAGUUACUGUGCUCAGAACCUGACAACAGGCAUGGAGUAUUUCUUCCGAGUGUUUGCGGAGAACAAGGUUGGACAGAGUCCACCGCUUGAAAUGGAUAAACCAGUGCUCAUCAGGAGUCCAUUUGAUGUGCCAUCUGCUCCAGUUGGUCCUCUCCGAGUUUCUGAUGUGACAGAAAAGACUGCUGACAUAGCAUGGAAAAUACCUGAGGAUGAUGGAGGAACUCCCAUCACUGGGUACAUCAUUUUGAUCAGAGAAACCAGACGGUCAACAUGGAGUACAGCUGGAGAGGUCAAGGACGACCAACGGUCCUUCACCUUGACAGGACUUGUGGCAGGAAGUGACUACUAUGUCCAGAUCAUUGCAGUAAAUGCUGAAGGACAGAGCGAACCCCUACAAGGAAAAGAACCAAUUAGACCACAGAAAAUAUUACAUGCUCCUGACGCUCCAGAAUCGCUCCACGUCAGGAAUAUUGGUAAAGAUAAUGUCACUCUUGAAUGGGCUCCACCGCUGGAGGAUGGUGGCUCGAAGAUCCGUCAGUACCACAUUGAGAAGACCGUCAAGGGUUCGAACGAGUGGGAGAGAAUUUCCACAGCGGAGAGCUACAAGACACACCAUGUUGUGUCUGGACUUGUCCCAGAGAAGGAAUACAUCUUCGCUGUCACGGCAGAGAACGAUGUCGGAAAGAGCGAGAAACGCGAGACAGCGAAACCGAUCAAACUGGAUAAACCAAUAAACCCACCAUCCCCACCAGUCGGACCAAUGAUAGCAUCCGACAUUCAGCGCAAUGGCUUCAAGAUGUCGUGGAAACCGAGCGAGAACGACGGCGGAUCCCCUAUCACGUGUUACCAUGUGGAGAAGCGUGAGGCGUGGAAGUCGACAUGGACCACGGUUGAACGAGUCUCAUCUAACAAGCAGACGUGCCAGCUACAGUACCUGCAGGAGGGGCAGGAGUACCACGUGAGAGUGAUGGCGGAAAACGUGGCCGGGCAGUCGAAGCCGCUAGAAACAGUGGAUCCAGUUGUUCCAAAGAGUCCUUACUCUGUCCCAUCACCUCCCGAGUCGAUUUCAGCAACAGAUGUGGGAGAAACCAGCGUCUCACUAAAAUGGCGUCCCCCGAAGGACACGGGCGGUCUGUCUCUGACUGCCUACGUCGUGGAGAGACGAGACAAGCGCUGGGGGUCGUGGAUCAAGGUGGAGUCUGUGUCGAAGUCUGUGCUGGAGACGGACGUGAGAAACCUGAAGGAAGGAAGCUCGUACUUCUUCCGUGUCUUCGCUCAGAACGACGAGGGACUCAGUGAGCCAUGUGAGAUGAAGGAGCCUGUCACACCAUGUCGCGAGCCAGUUGUACCAGACCGGCCAACAGGACCUAUCCGUUUCAAGGACGUAACAGGCGACAGUUUGACCAUGGAGUGGCUUCCUCCUAAAGACGACGGUGGUGCCCCCAUUACUGACUACAAAGUGGAAAUGACCUUGAACCAAGAUUUGUGGACGGAGGUCACAGUCACUGAUAACACCAAGGCAAAGGUCAAGAACCUCACAGCCAAUAAGAAGUACUAUUUCCGCAUAUCGGCCAUUAACAAAGUCGGUGUUGGAAAACCACUGGAAUCAGAUGGUGUCGUACCGAAGAGGAAGCAAGGACCUCCAAAUAAGCCUGUUGGUCCACUAGCAGCCAUUGAAGUGCACCGCGAUUCAGCAACACUGGAGUGGAAACCCCCGAAAGAUGAUGGCGGUGCCCCAAUCACUGGGUACAUCAUUGAGAAACACGAGGGCUCGCGACUGCUGUGGUCUCGACAUGCCAAGACAACAGAUGACUCGACGACACUGAUCACCCAGGAUCUCACCACAGGGACGGAGUACUUCUUCAGGGUGGCAGCCUACAACGCUGUCGGCACCAGCGAAUACCUCGAGAUGUCUCGACCAGUUCUCAUUAAGAGUCCAUAUGAUGUCCCAUCUGCUCCAAAGGGACCGCUGAUUAUUUCCAACAUCACCGAGGACUCCUGCGACCUGGAAUGGCAGGCAUCUGAGCAUGAUGGCGGAACUCCCAUCCUCAGCUACGUGGUUGAGAUUCGUGAGAUGAGACGCAGCCUGUGGGGGCGUGCUGGAACCACCGAUGCCAACACAUUCAGAUACACAGCUCACAAGCUGGUCGUCGAUUACGAAUACAUGUUCCGGAUCCGAGCUGUCAAUCUCGAGGGAGAGAGCCCGUCUCUGGAUGGAGACGAGAGUGUCAUUCCAAGGACAAAACAAGAAGCACCUAAAGCUCCUGCAUUCUUACGGACUGGUAAAAUCACAGAAGAUGGAAUCACUGUAGAAUGGAAGGCGCCAACAAAUGAUGGUGGCUCAAGGAUCAGACGCUACUACCUUCAGAUGAAGGAGGACAAACCUGGCAGUUCAUGGGUUGACCUUGGCUCCAUGGAGCCCUUCAAGACCAGCUUUACAGUCCGAGAUCUUGACCCGAAUAAGAAAUACUUCUUUGCUGUAUCGGCGGAGAACGAUAUUGGUGUUAGUGAACAGUGUGCAACAGAAAAAUCUGUAUCACCAAGAAAGGUUAUAAAGCCUCCAUCCCCACCAGAAGCUCCUCUAACAGUGUCCGAUAUCAAACGGACUUCUGUCGUCGUUACGUGGAAACCUAGCAAGGAUGAUGGCGGGUCACCCGUGACUCACUACAUCAUAGAGAAGCGUGAGUCGUAUAGACUCGACUGGUCUCAUGUGGACCGCGUCAAGUCAACAGAGUUGUCUAUCACUGUGCCGUACCUGACGGAAAAUUCUGCAUACUACAUCCGUGUGAUGGCUGAAAACGUGGCUGGUAUCUCAGAACCACUGCAGCUUAAACAGUCGGUGACACCGAAAAGUCCAUUCGGUGUCCCCUCAGCACCAACUGGUCCUCUAGAAGUGAUGGAUGUUGACGAAUCGUCUGCCACGAUUCGCUGGAAACCCCCAGAGAGCGACGGUGGACUUCCUGUCAAGAAAUACAUCAUAGAAAGACGUGACGCUAAACGUCAGGCCUGGAUUUGUGUCGACUCGGUCCGACCUUCAACUCUGACCUACACCAUCGAGAGGCUGAUCGAGGGUAACGACUACUUCUUCCGCGUGUCUGCCGAAAACGACGAGGGUGUUAGCGACGCGCUGGAGAAUCCGCUUGUCGCCAGCAUCAGAAGACCACCAGUUCCACCAGGACCUCCUGCCGGUAAACUUCGAACAACCAAAGUCCUCGCAGAUUCUGUCACUUUGGACUGGCUGCCUCCCAAGGAUAAUGGUGGAUCGUCCAUCACUGGCUACACGGUUGAGAUGAAACCGACGAGGGCCAAGGACUGGAUGGUUGCAGCUGAGGUUGACCAGACAACCGUCCAGCACAUGGUGAGAAACCUGAAGGAAGGAGAGGAAUACGAGUUCCGGGUUUACGCCAAGAACGCGGUCGGGAAGGGGAAGUCCAUCAUGACAGAUUUACCUGUGAAAGUGUGCAGACCAUUAGAGGUACCUGGAGCACCGAAAGGCCCUCUGAAGAUCGAGAUCAUGGGUCACGACUCCGCCCAGUUGUCAUGGCAACCACCCGAAGACAACGGAGGAUCGCACAUCCUCGGCUACAUCAUUGACAAGCGCGACACGCAGCGCGGUGGGUGGAUCAGAGCGGCCCGUGUCGCAGCGGCGAUGACGAAGUACCAGCUGCUGAAUCUUAUUGAAGACCACGACUACCAGUUCAGAGUUUACGCCGAGAACAAGAUCGGGGUUGGUGUGCCACUCGAGUCAAAGGGCAGCAUCAAAGCUAUAAGUCCUUAUGAUGUUCCAUCACAACCACAGAAACUCAAAUCUGUGGACCUGACAGAAGAUUCAGUUACACUGGAGUGGUCUCCCCCGGAAUCAACAGGUGGUCUUGACCUGCUGGGCUACGCGGUUGAGCGGAGAGAGUCUGGCAAGGUUCAGUGGGUCCGUGCUGGUCACACCGGCCCGGAGGUCACGACCUUCACAGCCAGGAAUCUCUUGGAAGGUCGUAUGUAUCUGUUCCGGGUGUUUGCUGAAAACAACGAGGGCCUGAGCGAACCAGUCAUGCUGCAGAAACCAAUCAUGCCAGAGAGAGAAAUUGCACCACCAGGAACUCCGGAAGAUCUGCAAUACCUGAACCUAGACCAGAAGUCGGUAACCCUUCAGUGGAGGAAACCCAAAAAUGACGGUGGAGCUCCCAUCACUGCUUACAUCUUAGAAAAGCGUGAAGGAAAGAGCGGGUCGUGGCGGAAGAUCGACGACACGGAUUCCGCCACUCACUUCUGUGUGAUUGAAGACCUGCUGGAAGGCUUUGAAUACUACUUCCGCGUGUGUGCCAAAAACACCGGAGGUCUUGGGGAACCGGCUGAACUUAAAACUCCAAUCGUACCAACAAAACAGAAAGGAAAACCAUCAAAGCCAGAAGCACCUCUUCUGAUUAGCGACCUAACAGAAGAUCACGUGACACUGUCAUGGCUUCCUCCAAUCAGUGAUGGCGGCUCACGCAUCUCGGGAUACAUCGUCGAGAAGUCCGACAUCAGGCGACCAAAAUGGGUCCGCGUUGCCAAGGUUUCACCCGACACCUUGUCGAUGACUGUUGAAAACCUCGUAGAAAAAGCGGGAUACUUCUUCCGUGUCAUUGCAGAAAAUGCUGUGGGAAUGAGUCCUCCACUGGAAACCGAAACUCCCAUCAUUCCAAAGAGUCCCUAUGGUCCACCUUCUGCUCCUGAAGGGCCAAUCAAAACGAUUCAGAUUACCCGUGAUGCAGCCACCAUCCAAUGGCAGCCACCCACCUCAGAUGGAGGCUCUGCCUUGACAGGCUAUGUGGUAGAGCGUCGUGAUGAUGGAAAGAAGUCCUGGAUGUAUGUUGGACGCAUUGACCCAGAAAACACUGUCUUUUCUUCCACUGGUCUCAACGAAGGCAUGGACUAUUUCUUCAGAGUGUAUGCAGAAAACAGGCAUGGGCGAAGUGGUCCCCUUGAAUCAAGCAUUGCAGUAGUGCCAAAGAGGAUUUUUGAACCUCCAACUGCCCCAGCCUCUCUGCGAGCAGAAGACAUUGACAAGACAUCGCUGACACUGGUCUGGACACCACCUGAAGCCAAGGAGGGUGUCACCGGUUACAUCCUAGAAAAACGUCUCGCAGACUCCAACCAGUGGGAAGAAAUUGCUCAUCUGUCCGGAAGAGCCAAGUCUCACAUGGUAGCAGAUCUUCCAGAGGGGAAAUCCUUCUAUUUCCGCAUCAUUGCAGAAAACCCUGCAGGUCAAAGUUCGCCAACUGAACUUCACUUGCCUGUGAAGUUGACAGCAAAGAAAGAAAAACCAUCAGGCAUUACAGAUGCACCCGUGGUGGAAGAAUUUGGACCAAAUUAUGCCCUGUUGUCAUGGCAACCUCCAGAGUCAGAUGGAGGCUCUCCAGUGACUGGCUACCUUGUAGAAAGAUCUGAUGUCACUGGGUGGUCAUGGUUACCAGUAAACAAAGAACCAAUCUCGGCAACCGAAUUGCGCGUUGAUCACCUUCAUGAAGGGUAUCCGUAUGAAUUCCGGGUUUCAGCAGUAAAUGCUAUCGGAACGGGAAAACCAUCUCCAGCCUCAGAACAGGUUAUCUGCAGAGAAACAAUUGUGACUGAAGCACCUAAAUUUGUGUCCGAGUUCACCACUGUUUCAGCAGCUGUUGGUAGUGAUGGGGUGUUCGAGUGUCAAGUCACCGGAAUACCCAAACCAGAAGUCACAUGGUUCAAGAACUACCGCGAGGUUGUUGGGCGGCGGUUUUCUGUUGAGUCUGAAGACAUCACCCACCGACUGAUUGUGAAACACGUUGAGUUGACCGACACAGGAGACGUGGAGUGUCAGGCGAAGAACAAAUAUGGAACCGUCUCUUUAAGAGCCAAACUUGUCAUUCUGGAACCAGCUAAGAUCAACUUGCCACCACGCAUGGACGAGGGUCUGCGAUUCAGUGAUGGUGACACUAUCAAGAUUCGCGUGCCAUUCUCCGGUCAGCCAAACCCGACGAUCACGUGGCACAAAGAUGGCAAAGAAGUGAUUGAAGACCACAAACGAAUCAGCAUCCACGAAACCCCGCGGUACUCGACUCUCAUCGUCCACGACUGUACCAAGGAUGAUGAAGGAAACUACACCGUCACAGCCACCAACACGCUGGCCACAGACUCGGCAACAAUUCCAGUUACUGUUGUUGAACAUCCUGACCCACCGAGCAAGCCCGAGGUAUCGAACAUCGACAAGCAUUCCGUCGACCUGAGCUGGACCGCCCCGGAAUACGACGGCGGGUCCCCGGUUACCAGCUACAUCAUAGAGAAGUGCGACUCGACGACCGGAGUGUGGCGCCACGCCAUGACGUCCAGCGUCCCAUCAUGCUCAGUUGUGUGUCUUGACGAACAUCACGAGUACAGAUUCCGAGUGCUUGCUGAAAACCUGUUUGGUAUCAGUGAACCGAGCGAGGCGACGGCCAUUGUGGUCACCAGGGAACCAGCACCAGUGGUGGAUUAUGAUAAUCUGUAUGAUGCCAACUUCCUGGGAACUGCUGUCGAUGUGAACAAAAUCCGAGGCGAUGUUCUUGGAAAAUACAUCAUCUGUGAGGAACUUGGAAGAGGUGCGUUUGGCGUUGUACACCGUGCCAUCGAGAGGUCGACGAAGAAGAACUGGGCGGCUAAGUUUAUCCACUGCCGACCACACAAGAAGGAGGUGGUGCGUCACGAGAUCGACAUCAUGAACAGUCUGCAUCACCCUAAACUCCUACAGCUGCACGAGGCCUUCGACCAGACCGGAGAGAUGGUCAUGAUACUAGAGUUGUUGAGUGGUGGUGAGCUGUUUGACCGCCUGGUAGAACAGGAGUUUGACCUCACAGAAGACGACUGCAUCACAUACAUGAGACAGAUCUGUCAAGGUGUACAGCACAUGCACAAGAACAACAUCAUCCAUCUCGACCUGAAGCCCGAGAAUGUAAUGUGUGUCAAGAAGGACAGUAAUGAUGUGAAAAUCAUCGACUUUGGACUGGCUCAAAAACUGGAGGAGGGGAAAUCCAUCAAAGUGUUGUUUGGCACUGCGGAGUUCUGUGCCCCUGAAAUCAUCAACUUUGAGCCUGUGUCAUUUGCCACAGACAUGUGGUCUGUUGGAGUCCUGGCCUAUGUGCUUCUGAGUGGAUAUUCUCCCUUUGCUGGCGAUGAAUUCUUGGAGACGACACGCAACAUCAACAGCAACAACUACGACUAUGAAGAUGACGUCUGGACCCCCGUGUCCGAUGACGCUCGGGACUUCAUUGACAAACUUCUCAUGCAGGACAAGAAGCAGAGAAUGACCAUUGAUGACUGUCUUGCCCACCCCUGGCUCAAUCCACGACCAAAACAUCCUGCUGGUGCUGAUGAACUUGAUGGGUCAGUGAAACAGGUGAAGGGACCCACGUUGUUGAGAAAGGGCCACCAAGACUACAGAGAACGAAACAGACACAAGGAGGAUGAACUUGACAUUCUUCCCAUUGGCCGUCUGUCUCGGGACAGCGCCAUCUUCAGGAAUGAAGGAGGGGAGGGAAUCCUGUCCAGAGAACUUAUCAUGGAAUUGCCAGAACAUGCCCCUGUGGUGUACGAGGAAUUGUCGGAUGUCACAGGUUACGAAGGAUCAAGGACAGAGAUGUCUUGCAAGAUCAUCGGAAAACCAACGCCAACCAUCACAUGGUUGAAAGACAAUAAAGAAAUUGUUCCAGAUGUCAAUCACAGAGUUACAUAUAAAGAGGGCGUGGCUACAUUGUAUGUUAAUGACCUUGAACCUGAGGAUGCCGGAACCUACACUUGCAGAGCAUCUAAUGAACUGGGUGACAUAGAGACGUCUGCUGACUUGAAAAUAGAAGAAGUGCGACACAGACGAAGAAAGAAGGCUGAAGAAGCUGCUGCUAAAAUCAAACUGGCACCGAGACACGAGUAUGACCUCAGUACACUGGACACGAACAUUGCACCAGAAUUCACUCUUCCUCUCAUAGACCAAGUCUGCCAAGUGGGAGAGGACAUUGAGAUGACCGUCACAGUGACGUGUCGACCAGAACCCGAUGUAGACUGGUAUUAUGGAGAGAAGAAGGUGGAACCGUCUGUGAGAUUCACAUUCAUACACAACAAGGGUGUCUACCAUCUCGUCAUCAGAAACGUCAAGACCACAGACGCGGGAGAGUGGCGUUGCCUGGCAACUAAUGCCUAUGGGAAGGCUUGGUGCUCAUGUGAUCUCAAAGUGUUGGAAAAAGUUCCUGCAGAUGCAAAGAAACCAAAGUUCAUUGAGCGUCUGGAAAAUAUGACGAUAACCGAAGGAUCAGUCGCACGCCUUGAGUGUAAGGUCAAAGGUCAUCCUACUCCUGAUAUUGAGUGGUACAAGGACCGCAAGAGAAUAGAAGCCAGCCGCCAUUUCAAGAUGGCCGCCGAGGACAACACCUACUCCCUGACAAUAGACGAUGCGAUGCUGGAAGACACAGGUCACUACAUGUGUCGCGCGGUCAACCAGGCCGGGUCCGCGUCGUCUGAGUCACGUGUCCGCGUCCAGACAAUCGCGCAGGCCGAGGACCAGCAGUUUGUGCCCGAUUCCUCCACCCUCGACCAGGCACCGAUGGCUAAGUACCGGUUCCAGACUCCUCCAGACUUCACGGUCAAACUGAGGAACAAGUCAACAUUCGAGGGGUCUCACGUACGCCUUGCGUGUUCGGUGACGGGAAUUCCUGAUCCACACGUCAAGUGGUACAAAGAUGGCACGGAAAUAACCAAUGAUAUGCAUUAUGCUAUCAGGAAUAACUACGGCCUGUUGUCGGUGGAGAUCGCCCGCACCAACUCCCGUGACGCUGGCUGUUACACGUGUGAGGCUUACAACAGCGAGGGCACAAUCACCUGCAGUGCCAGUCUCGAGAUUUUAGGCCAAGUAGCGGAAAUGGAAGAAGAUGAGUUUGUGAGACCGAAGUUCCUGGCGCCACUUGAUGACAUCUGCAUCACAGAGGGAGAAGAAGCGGUCUUCCAUUGUACAGCCACAGGAAAACCAGCACCCAGCUUUAAAUGGCAAAAAGACGUGCUUGAAAUCUCCCACACUGAACGUAUCCAGGUGUUCGCUGAUGGGCGUGGAAACGCCAGGCUGGUGAUCACCAACGCCAAGCGGACGGACUCGGGCCUGUACUUCUGUAUCGCUCACAGCAAGGCCGGGCGGUGCAAGUGCUCAGGCUCACUUAGAGUACUCGAAAAAUCCCAAUCUCCUCCACCAUUGAGAAAGGAUAAAAUUUCCGACAUGGUCCGGCCAGGAUACACAGGCAGAGACUAUGGUGCCCUCGAUAAGCUGACCGCGAUGGGCAAGCCACCAAGAUUCAGCAUCAUGUUGCCGCGGGAGAUCGAGGCGGUAGAAGGUGGCAAACUGCGACUCGAUUGCUCCGUGGAUGGCAUCCCACAACCUCUGGGCCAAGUAGCGGAAAUGGAAGAAGAUGAGUUUGUGAGACCGAAGUUCCUGGCGCCACUUGAUGACAUCUGCAUCACAGAGGGAGAAGAAGCGGUCUUCCAUUGUACAGCCACAGGAAAACCAGCACCCAGCUUUAAAUGGCAAAAAGACGUGCUUGAAAUCUCCCACACUGAACGUAUCCAGGUGUUCGCUGAUGGGCGUGGGAACGCCAGGCUGGUGAUCACCAACGCCAAGCGGACGGACUCAGGCCUGUACUUCUGUAUCGCUCACAGCAAGGCCGGGCGGUGCAAGUGCUCAGGCUCACUUAGAGUACUCGAACGCCAAGCGGACGGACUCAGGCCUGUACUUCUGUAUCGCUCACAGCAAGGCCGGGCGGUGCAAGUGCUCAGGCUCACUUAG